Xyrichtys novacula (pearly razorfish) is the source of this 55828-nucleotide messenger RNA. The record is from the annotation of a GenBank genome assembly. NCBI's taxonomy places the organism in Eukaryota, Metazoa, Chordata, Actinopteri, Labriformes, Labridae.
AUGUCGGGUCAGACGCUGACAGACCGCAUCGCCGCGGCGCAGUACACCCUGACGGGAUCCGAUGUGUCCCGAGCUGUGUGUAAAGCCACCACACAUGAGCAAACAGCUCCGAAGAAAAAGCACAUGGAAUGUAAGUAACAUGUGUACCCAUCUGAUCUUCUUUCUCUCUUUUCUAUCCAACCGAACGUGUCCUUUCGACCCUCCAUCCAUCAUCCUCCUCACGCACAACUAGGCCAUGCACCACAGCCAUGAUGGUUACCUCCCCCAUCUAUUCCUCCAAUGCGAGUGGAGUGGCACCUCAGCCUUAGUAUGUGUGCACGUCUGCUCAAACAUGCAUCACGACUGAAGCAUCCACUGACUGACUAAUUUAGACUACAUCUAAACAAACAUAUGAUUAACACCAGAUAUACUUAAGCCACACUUACAGGAGACUUGUCCAUCCCAUGAUGUGUCAGUGCUGUUGAAUACAUAAUUUAAAAGGUCUAAAGGGAUAUUAAAGCUGCUGAAGAUAUAGGCAUUUUCCUGAGUAGUCCACAGAGGUAGUUGGCACUGUCAGCUCAUAGCCCCACUGACUUUUUUUGUUGGUGCAAUUUGUUGAUUUGUUGGCAUAUCGCUCAGUACAAACAAGGCAGAGGAGGAAUGGAGGUGUGGUGCCAGUUCAAUUUCAAAUGCUAAAAGGGAAAUGUCACAGAGCCCAUAAAAGCCCGGAACAGGCGUAACGCAAACAUACACCAAAGAUAUGUAGAAUCCAUGCAAUGCACACCUGAUUCAAAUGAUCAGCUCGUUAUUAAGCCAUUACAGAGCUUGAUAACGAGCUGAUCAUUUGAAUCAGGUGUGUUGGAGCAGGGAAACAUCCAAAACAUGCAGGACAGGGGGGGCUCGAGGACUGGACUUGAGAACCACUGAAUUAAAGUAAAGAUGUACAAACCCUCCAAUUGUAUGAGAAUAAGGUCUUAGAAAGUGAGAAGUAUGGAUGCUUCAAGGCCAACAUGUACACAGUGACACCCUAUAUUCUUUCCUGUAGCAUAUGAACUGCUUCAAGAAGCUUUGGCUAUUAACAAAUAGCCCUGAUCUACAUGUUACCUUUAUUAAUGUAUUUUGAUACAAAUGUCACUUAUAAGAGACCCUCCUAACUUGCUAAUAGGCUCCAUUUUGACAUCAUGUACACUCAAACAGGACCUUGUUAAUUAUUAGUCACAGGAUGUGUACCAAAAAAAAAACAUCACAGACUAACAAUGAGAGUGAUCAAACAAAAUGCAACAACUUUACUAUCACUGUAUCAGGUGAAAAGCAUACAGAAAAGUUAGCUUUUCUUACAGUAACGUACAGUGAGCAGGUUUUAACAGUUAAUACAGUUAAAUGCAUUAUGGGCACAAGUAGUUUGAUGAUAAGGAGAAUAUUAUGUAAUAAACAGUGAGGAAUAUUUGUUUGCAUAAGGAUGGUGAUUGGAAAAUGCUGAAAUGAUCACCAGGUGAAAGGAGAGAAGGAAACUGGUAGAGACCACUAAAGAGAAGGUUAAGAAGGAGGAACUCUAAUGCCUGGUUUGACAUCCCUCCUAAAAAUGUACAAAUUCGACUUCCUUACAACUACAGAUCAUUGCACAUAAAAAGUCUACUGUUUCACCCCAGUCUCCAGCAUAUAGUCUGAUGAAAAGGCAUUGGGUUCAAGUUGGCAAAGCCUAACGAUGAGGGAGAAAUCAAUCCACCCGUCUGCUCGUGUCCAGAAUAUAAAAUGAGGCUGAAAUAUUUAACUGCUUUAAAUCAUAACAAAACAAAGUGGAAAGAUCACCAACUUGCCAAAGUUUGACUCAGCACUUUGUUGUUGUGGGGGGAGAGGAGGUUUUUUUGCUCUCCUCAUAAAACUUCAUCAUCAGACUCAACUCAAAUACUGAAUAAUUGGAAUAGAAAAUGGGAUUCAUUUCACAAUGAAGCCAAUGUAAAACUCAUGUUAUCACUCUAAUGAAUGAUCAGUUUAGUUAUAUUCUGCUUUGGUCAUCAAAUAAAGAUAUUUGAAAGAAGUCCUUUUGCUUCCUUUAAGUGAGAGGACGUAACUUACAAAGUACCACUUGACAUUUUCUUCCCCGUACUAAUGAAUUGUUAGCAUAACAAAGAGAUCAUCCUCCUACUCAUUACAUUCAUCGCCGCCUCAGUUUUGCUGCCAGAGGCCUUGCUGCUCAGGUCUUGGUUGUCUGCUUUUGCUUGAGCUUUCUGGAAGUUUCCUCUCCAGAGUUGCCAAAUGUUAGCUGUAACUGAUGGAUCCAUGUUGGGUCUCAGUAGAUAACAAAAUAACAUGAAGAUGUGGUUCUGCUCUUAAUUUGUGUCCUGAGAUGUUUUUUCAUGGUGAUGGAAUAAAAUGAUUGUUUUUUGAUUGAUAGUAUAAGAUGGCUAAUGCUAGCUGAAGAAAAAGUAUGAGAUUUAAAAGAGCAGUCUAAACUUUGAGACAGUUUGUUGUUGUUUUCUUGAUUUUAUUUUUGAAGUUAUUGUAAUGUGACUUUUUGGCAUAAGUCAUCCAGAGGUUGUCCUAAUUCUUUGUGGUAAUAUUGGAUAAAAAUGAUUGUCCUUUUAUUCUUUAAUCGUCUCUUUCAGCCGUAGUUUCUGCCAUUCAAUACAUGUGUUUCUGUCUUGCUUUGGAGCACUGUGAGUUGUAAACACUAUCUUGAAGUCUCAAUUCCUUUUACCUUUUUACAAGCUUCACAGAACCUCAAUUCAGUUAGUUUUAAGACCUGAUAUUGAGACAAAAGUAAAUAGCCAUUUGCUUUUGGGAAAAAUCCUUAAAUUUAAAAGCUUAAUGAACUUCUUCAUCAGUGAACGGCUCCCUGAAAUAUGUCAGAGGUGAAUGAACAUCACUCUGAAGGAGCUGCUCCAGGGAUAUUACCUUUUAACCAAUUUCCUCCACAGUUGACAUUUACUCAUUGUGCAGUUAUACCAACUAAAUAAUUGAUUAAUGCCUUGGUGCAUCAGUAACAUUAGUCAAAUCUGUUGCUGCAGAGCACCUUAGAAACUCUUCACAGCUAUACUAUCCUUUGAGCGGGAUAUUAGAGCAGACUGGAACCCUGAUAGGGUGAAAAGGACCAAGACUAUAAAGCUAAAACGACCACUGUGCAUUUCCCCCCUUAUUACAUGACUGUUUACCUAAAAAAUAAGUCAAAUAAAUAAAACAAUACUUCUACAGUAAAUUAUACUAUGGAUGUGAUUUCAUUUAUUUUAAAGCUCCUAUAAGGAGACUUUUAAACAUUUGAAACAGACUGAGAUCACUACUGAUGCCCCUCUAUGACCCACAAAUUCAAAAGAGACCUUUAGCACAAAGACUGACAUUUUUCAUAUGAUUACUGUCAGUGUCCAAAACUACUGGUGGGGGGUCAGUGUCCGUUAGAGUUACUACUACAGGACAUCAAAAGAAGCUCUGUUAGUAUUUCCAUGGCAACGAUUUUCAAUGAGUCAUACAUCUGAGUGUUGAAAUGAAGAGAUUUAGCUUCAUAAACAGAGCUUACACAUGUUCAAAAGAUCAGCGAGGAUAAAGAGGAUACCAUCUGUAAAUUCCUCACAGGAGCGUUCAAAAGGGUAAUGGUAAAAAUGGCAAAUAUUACAUUAGAAUGAACUUUUUCUUAAAUAAGCUACCAUGGCUGUAGACACUGAAAUGACACUGAACAUUUCCAGUGAGGGUGAUGAUGAACAGGACUGAUUCAGGACUAUUCAUUUGAUCACUGUCAGUAUUAAUCUAAAAACAUCUUCUUAUCCCUCACCGUGUUGUAUUCAGUGUCAGUAGCAUGUAGCACCUCUUUCUGCCUGUUUUUUGUCUUUGUCCUUUGCCUAUUUUAUUGGCAUUUAUCCUUUUUUCCUUCUGUAAACAAACCAACAUCAAAUGAACUUCACUUCCUCUCAGUGAAUUGAUAUCUUUACAGUUUGUCUCCCAGGGUCAAUGAUCAGAGCCAGAUCUAUUGCACAGGUAUGCUGUUUAGAGACUGUUGCUAUUGAAUACUGACUGAUCAGAUUGAGGUAAUUAGCAGAGAUGUGCAGGAAAGAGAAGACACUUACCACCAUAUUACUUACCCUUUACCCAUUUUAUUUAUUUUUGUUUUGGCAGUAUCAAAUUUGUUUAAACUGCAAUAAAAGCCAUUAAUGUUGACAUCAGUGACCUUUAUCACCAGCCUCCUGUUACACUGCAAACAAAUAAGAUAAAAUUAGUAUGCACAUAGUGUUUGUCUGCCUCACACAUACUUUCUGUCUCUGGCUUCUAAACAUUAUGAAUUUCCCUAAAUACAUUUGCAUAAAGUAAUAAUCCCAAAAUUAGGUCAUGGAUAAAACUCCUUAUUUCAUAUUUAUAAUGUGAUGAACUGGUCCACUGAGAUGAUCCACUUUUUUUUUUACCGGUAAUUCUCUUAGUGAGUUUAACUGAUUGAAAUGUCUAGAUAAUGUGGUUACUCUUUGUGAUCAGAUCUUAUUUCAUUUAUUGCAUUACCGUAAUCCUAAACUCAGGCCAGUCUCGAGCGAUAUAUAGCAAAUAUUAUUUCCCAGCUUGUUCCUGUUACAGCUAAGAGUGUACUGGUCUGAUACUCUGCUGAUCCAUUUCCAGUGACAUUCAGAGAGCACAGGGCUGUCAGCUCCUCACACUGUGACCUGUUUGAGGUUCUGCAGUCUCAGACAGAGAAAAGUUACGCUGUCUAAGACUGCAGAACCUUUCUCAGAGACACACAAAUUCUGCACCAAAGUUUCUCUCAUACCCAGGCCCAUAAUGUCAGAAAGUGUGAAAUUUAGGUGUAAGCAGACAUGUUGGUAUUCAAGGUCUGUUUUCAAGGUUUGUUUUUUUUACAUUUUGACAGGCAGUCAUUUUGUUUUAUACUCCAUCAUUAAAGAAGUAAAAAGCUAUUUGAAGAAGUGUUCUAUCAUCUUCAUAGCUAUAAACGACUGACACUAUGUGCAAACAAGUAAAAGCUAAACUAAAGAGCAAAUCCUACUAAUAGAAAAAGAAUUUAUAUAUAUUUGCAUGUAGUGAAGUUUCAAAACUUGGUGACACAUCUGCUAUUUAUUUUAAGAGCUCAGGAGUUGACAGCGAUACAGACCGGAAGUCCUUUAAACUCUUAAAGGAUUCGAGUUUCAGCAGCAGCACAGAUUGCCUGACAGCUCACAUGGCCUGAGUGUGUCUUGAAGGAGCUGCUUGAUGUCUAACAGCUGAGUUGGCUUCAAGUUUCUGUGUAUGUGUGCUUCGUGCACAAACACACAGCUGUAGUCUCGUGUGUGCAUUCAGUUAAAGAAAAGACUAGAGUGAGCACCUAGGUCUUUUUUGGGAUAAUUGCAGGGUGGUGCUGAGGAGGAGCUGCAGCUGUGUGUCAUCUGCAUAAAGAUGAAGUUUGGAAGCAUUAGGAUAAUUACUGUGAACAAAGCAGAUCAUAACCUGACCUGAAAGCUUGAUGUUUGUUUUUUUAGCUACAAAAACCCCGAAAUGAACAUACCAUCUUUGGCUAUUUUUUGUCUGUGUCAUGCACUCUCUCAUGUCUCACAUCAUGGUAACGUGAGAGUGCACACAGAGCAAUCCUGUCACCACAUUUGUGCUAACGAAGUGAUCUAAUACUGGAAGCAAUGAUGUGCAAAGAGAUUUUAAAGGUCCUGUGAGGAUUUGAAACAGACUGUCAGUCAUAUUGAUGCAUCUGUGUGACCUGCACAAACAAACAACACCAUCGGGUUUCAAAGGGUUAUUCCAGUGUAAAUUUAAGUAAUGGUCAAACACACCAUAACGUCAAGUUAGACACCCCUUCGAGAGAUUCAUUUUGCCGACUGCUUGCAACGACUGCAUAAUAGCAAUAUGCAGGAGUCUACGGCUCCACGCCCAAACCUUAACCAAACCGCCACUCUAUAGCCACAAAUAAUGCUCAGAACAGCACCCAACUUCAUCAACAGUACAUAUAAGGUCUGAGCUAUAGUACUAGCCAUCAAACAUCUUUUAAGUUUUGCCUAAUUUCUUUAGCAAAGAGAUCAAACACAACUCACCCACUCUCCUCCAGCAGUGCUUGUUUGUGGGGAAGCCCUAACGAGUAGAUCACAGAUAAUGCUACUGUUCUAAGCAUUGUUUGUGGCUAUAGAGUGGCUUUUUGGUUGAGGUUUGCGUGUGGAGACGUAGACCGCUGUGUAUUGCUAUCGUGUGGUCGUUGCUGAAGUUGGUAUAACUAGAGAAGCAAGCAGUUGGCAACAUCCACCUCUCAAGGGUGUGUCUAACUCAGUGUUACAGUAUGUUUGACCAUAACUUAAAUUUACGCUGGAAUAUCCCUUUAAGGCUGAAUCUCUCUCUACAGUUGUAUUUAAUGGCUAUCAAACAAGGGGCGUUUGGUGAGUCAGGCUGCAACAACAGGUUUUGUUUACAUUUUUUAUGGCAAAGAUUUGCUGUAAAUAAGUGGUGGGUCAUCAAAAGAGAGCAGAAGGAGACUUUUUGUUGUCAGAAAACACCAAUUUUGUGCGCACAAGACAAGAUCAGCAAAGAGAUAAGACAUAUCGUUAUGUCCAGAGGGGUUAGGUGAAACAAAAGCUCCUCACUGUAGAUGUACAAAGUUUCUGAGGGUAUAUGAAUAAAGCCAAACAUUGAUUAAAUAAGUAUAAAAUAAGUAAAAAUACAGUAGGCUACAUCAUUACUGUUACCAUGAUGCUGGCAGGAGACAUUUGGUGAGAAUUUUAAAAACUAUCAUGAGCCAUCUUUGAAUUUGGUUUAUUCAGGAUGAGUAUCUUCCUGCUUCUAAUUCUGUGAUCCGGUUUUUGGAGGCUUCUGGUGAAAUAGUGUGGCCAUCUGGCAUGCUGGCAGGCACGCGACUCAGGGGUUCAAGAUGCAGCGAGGAAUGGCACACGCUAGCCAUGUUCACUGUGACUGAAUCAUGCAAGUUGGUAAUGUGUGGGAAGAGAGUCAGACAGCACUGUUGGUAAUAUACAUUUUUGACUGAACGUAGUCACAGAACAAACCAAUAAUGAUUAUAGUCUGCUGGUGACAUGGUGGAGGAUGUGAGGGGCUUUAACCUGUGGACUGGCACACAUCCGUUAGGGCCUUGUUUGGUAAAGUGCAGUGGUUCUGUUUGGUAAGAGUGAUUGGACAGAGUGGAUUAUACGACAUCUGGCGUCAAUUGAACUGGUAAAUUGAAAGGUCUGGGUCUCUCAGUGACCACUGCUGCUGUUUGAGGACGGCAGAACACUUGGCUGCUUGAUUUGUUACCUGAAUCAGCUGAAACUUUGUGCAAGGGUCUGUUUUAUUAAUUUUAUCUGACUCAGAAAGAAGGGAACUCCUCCAUACCGAACUUUUCCUGGUUUUGGAAACAGUGAGCUGCUCUUUAGUGUGGAUUUCUGUGUUGAGAGCUUGUGUCAGAGGACAUGAAGGGCGUGUGCAGCUCAAAGAGAGGAAGCUGAAGAACUAGUGCAACAGGGUCUGAACGUCUGCCAAAUGAAGAAGGCUGUGUUUCUGGAGACAGACCCCCUUUACUCCUGCUGCCCCUAAUAGCCUCCAUCUUUAUCCACUUCUGCUCAUGUUGCCUUAACCUCUUUAUUGCUCCUGCUGUCAAGAGAGUCAGGGCAGCUUUAUGGCUUGAAGGUAAUGUUUUUUAGAAAUGUAUGACAUCAUCUCCACUCUCAUAUUUACAGCCAUUAAACCUACUCAGUGUUCAUCACAAUGGUCUUUCCCUUAUCAAUCCUCAUGGAUGAGAUUCUGCCAUUUUUCCUGAAACAAUUAUCAGCAGCUCUGACACUGCUCCACUAGCACUCCAAUUAACAGGUUUUUUAAAACAGUGACGCAAUAACACUGCUCAGGAUAUACACUCACCGGCCACUUUAUUAGGUACACCUAUCCAACUGCUCGUUAACACUUAAUUUCUAAUCAGCCAAUCACAUGGCGGCAACUUAGUGCAUUUAGGCAUGUAGACAUGGUCAAGACAAUCUCCUGCAGUUCAAACCGAGCAUCAGUAUGGGGAAGAAAGGUGAUUUGAGUGACUUUGAACGUGGCAUGGUUGUUGGUGCCAGAAGGGCUGGUCUGAGUAUUUCAGAAACUGCUGAUCUACUGGGAUUUUCACGCACAACCAUCUCUAGGGUUUACAGAGAAUGGUCCGAAAAAGAAAAAAUAUCCAGUGAGCGGCAGUUCUGUGGGCGGAAAUGCCUUGUUGAUGCCAGAGGUCAGAGGAGAAUGGCCAGACUGGUUCAAGCUGAUAGAAAGGCAACAGUGACUCAAAUAACCACCCGUUACAACCAAGGUAGGCAGAAGAGCAUCUCUGAACGCACAGUACGUCGAACUUUGAGGCAGAUGGGCUACAGCAGCAGAAGACCACACCGGGUGCCACUCCUUUCAGCUAAGAACAGGAAACUGAGGCUACAAUUUGCACAAGCUCAUCGAAAUUGGACAAUAGAAGAUUGGAAAAACGUUGCCUGGUCUGAUGAGUCUCGAUUUCUGCUGCGACAUUCGGAUGGUAGGGUCAGAAUUUGGCAUCAACAACAUGAAAGCAUGGAUCCAUCCUGCCUUGUAUCAACAGUUCAGGCUGGUGGUGGUGGUGUCAUGGUGUGGGGAAUAUUUUCUUGGCACUCUUUGGGCCCCUUGGUACCAAUUGAGCAUCGUUGCAACGCCACAGCCUACCUGAGUAUUGUUGCUGACCAUGUUCAUCCCUUUAUGACCACAAUGUACCCAACUUCUGAUGGCUACUUUCAGCAGGAUAAUGUGCCAUGUCAUAAAGCUGGAAUCAUCUCAGACUGGUUUCUUGAACAUGACAAUGAGUUCACUGUACUCAAAUGGCCUCCACAGUCACCAGAUCUCAAUCCAAUAGAGCAUCUUUGGGAUGUGGUGGAACGGGAGAUUCGCAUCAUGGAUGUGCAGCCGACAAAUCUGCGGCAACUGUGUGAUGCCAUCAUGUCAAUAUGGACCAAGCUCUCUGAGGAAUGCUUCCAGCACCUUGUUGAAUCUAUGCCACGAAGAAUUGAGGCAGUUCUGAAGGCAAAAGGGGGUCCAACCCGUUACUAGCAUGGUGUACCUAAUAAAGUGGCCGGUGAGUGUAUAUGCGUGUGUGUGUGUGUGUGUGUUGAGAUGGGGGUUGGAGGUAGGAAAGUAAGCCAUGAGAAACAUAAACAGCAUGCUCAGUCGCCUUUGGCUGCUAAGGUGCUGUUACCAUAACAUGAGUCACCGCCGAUGUGUUUCCAUAUCUGAGAGGUUGGCUGCCUCCCUGUUUGGAUUGGAAAGGUGAGGAUAGGGGGUGGGGGCUGUCAUGAGUGUCUUUUUAUGUGUGAUAGCUUAUAUGAUUAAGCAAAGUUAUUUGGUAGGGCUGGGGGAUAAACCAAAAAUUUACUGAUACUGAAAAUUUACAACAAUAACAAAUGUCAUUUUGCCCAUGUUAAUAUUAUUUGGUGUCAAAAAAUAAUGAAUUUAAGUUGGUUUUGGAUGUGUGUAGGUAGGCUAUGGUCUCAUGUCCCUUAAAGAUGCUGUCCUACGUCAGAGACGUGACUCCACCCCAUCCAGUCCGUAACAAAAGAGGGAAAGACAGGUGAGGAGAUGGAGGACGGUUCAAAAGUUGGAGCGGCUGAAGUAGAUGAAGUUAAUGGGGGAGGGAGUGAGCAGCUUGUGGAGUAGUUAUCAUCCAUUCAUCGCUAUUGAGGUGAACUGCUCAAUAUAUCAUGAUAUCGAUUUUGCCCAGCCCCAUUAGUUGGCACAAUCGUCUCCUGUACAGUGAUUGCAUACAUCUGCAUAGUUUAGCUAAUAGCCUCGCAGUGCAAGUGCCCCACACUUGAAAGUUAUAGAUUUUGUUUGGAAUCCGUCAUAGCUUUUGGAAGUGGUUUUAAAACAUGUGCAGAGACAUCCACUACAGAGUCAUGUCUGUCUUUUUAAAGCAGUACUGGCUUUAGUGAGGGGCCAGAUGUAAGCAGCCAUCCAAGAUUAGUUUUAUGGUCUUUUUGUACAGAGAUGUCAUGAUGAGACUGUCUGAAUCUCUUCAUGUUGCCAUGGAGAUCAUAAACCCAGUUUCUCACAGGGUGGUGAACCUGUACCCACCUUUCCUCGUUAGAGACUGAGCUUCUCACUUGGAUGUCCUUUUUGUACCCAGUCAUGUGACUGACCUGUCACAAAUUAACAUAAUUGGAAUAUAUGCCUACCACAACCUCUGAAGCUAUGUAAUUAGGUGUUAUCAUUUAAUCAAUUAGUCAAUUUUGGCUGUUGCCUUAUCACCACUUGACUGGAAUCUGCAGUGCUAGUCUCCACUGAAACUUUAAACAUCUGUUUAAUAAAAGCACCUGUUACAGCACAGGUCUCAUCAGCUCUUUUUUUAGAUUAAUUUGCAUUUAGAUUAUACUUUCGCUCCAGGUGCUAAUCAGCCACAUGUGUGAAGAAGAUUUCAUGUCUCCUGGCAAAUGAAUGUGUGGUGUCCACAGGCUGUCGGUUCAAAAAUAAUGUAUCUGAGAAAAGCUGCAGCAGGAUUUAGACAGCCUGUCUUCUUUCCUGGCAUGAGCAAAACAUGGGCGAUAAAAUGUGCUUUAAAACAGAGGCAGAGGGCUGCAUGAGAGCGGCACUAAAACUGAUGCAAGUCUCAUUUUUAGAAGCACUUUCACCUGCUGACCAGAUAUUUUCAGUGCGCUGAUAUGUAUCUGCUCUGAAAAUGAGAGUUGUUUCUCUGCAGGUCUUGCUACAGUGCUGUAUGUUGAGAAUAAGUUGCUCUGUUUUAGCUGUAAUCAGUGGGAGAACUUUUGCAAUAAUGCAUGGAAUCCAAGCCCUCCAGAGUUGAGCUUUUAACUGUGAUGAGAGGCCACGUGUAUCUGCUGUAGGGUUAUUAGUAAAUCCACAUUUCUCCCUCGCCUCACAGCAUUUACUCUGGAAGCGAAAAAACUAAAAACCAUUUGAAGUAUGAGUCAUCAUGAGGAUGUUUGUUACACGCUUCUGUGUUCAAAGCGUCCCUCAGUCUUUCCCGUUGGUUCAUAUUGGUCCUCGUAUAUCUCCUUCUCCAGCCUCUCCCACCGAAUGAUUUCACCACUACUCCCACUCUGUUUCUCAUCUUUCUCGCCACUCAGUAAUGAUUCUGUGCAGUGCCUGUCUAAUGGCGAGAUGCAGCGCUCAGAGGAAUAUGAGGGCCCUGUUUGUGCUGCAGUGCUGAUCUCACAGUGGGUAGUCUUGAAAGCCUCAGAUUGCCUCUAUAAAGUCAAGCGCUGUGUGGGAGGUGGACUGUCCCUCCAACAGUGUGGGUCCAGAUUAAUGAGCUGGGACCAGGAACCUCCACACAGCUGCUAUCAGACUAUUAUCAGCUCUAAAUCUGAGCAACCCAUUCAAGUUGAUUUGUGUCUGAGGCGCCCCUCGCCUCUUCAUGGCCUGUGGCCUUUUUUGAUUUCCCCCAGAGGUCGCCCUGCCCUUGAGCCUACCAGUCAAGGAUAAAAACAUCAAUACUGCAGAACAGCUGUAUCUGAGAGGAGCUAGACUUCGAUUAACAUUGCAUGCUCGGCUGAUUGUACGUGAGUGACCUGUGUAUUGUGCACCGGUAAAGAGGACCAGGCGUUCUGGCAGCUCAGAAAUUUAGGGGCCAUGUUUAUACUCAGGCUGCGCAUCAAUAAUGCAGGAGGGCUUAGGUUUCCUGCUGAUUUAUUACCCCUCUGACUGCCGAGUUUUGCUCUGGGACCUGGUUUGCAAAAAGAGUGUCACAGAAAAAGGGUUCCCCUGCUGACUUGAGCCCCAGAUGUAAGGUACCUUACAGGAGGAAAGCGUUUUAUGAGUUUGUUUAAAGCUGUGCUGCAGCCUCUCUGGUUACUGCUCUGUAUUUUUAGGCUGAGAAACUUAGACUUGUGCACUUACUGUAUGUGAUCCUGUACAAAUAUGAGGUUAGAGAUCCAGGUCCUAGGCAAGGAGUUGUCACCACUAACCUCUUGUAACCUUUAAUAACAAAGGUAUUGUCGCAGUGAAGAGCAGAUUAGCUGUGGGCAAUAAGGAGUACUGUAAAGUCAAACUGUGUUUUCAGUUGAUGUGCCACCAUUUGUGUUGUGGUGGUUGAUAUUUUACCUUUAGGGUCGACUGAUUACAAUUUAUCAAUGGUCGAUGUUGAUAUUUAGAAAACAGGACCACUAUGACUUACUCUACAUUUAAUACUGAUAUAUAAUGUUGAUGUCAAGUCUUUUUGUGGUUGUUUUUCUUGUUGUUUUGACACAAUACAACAGUUAAAUAGUACUUGAGUGAACAUUUGGUGAACACGGUAUGUGAGGACCUUAAAUCUGAGUUCAAGUACAACACAGUGGAUGUGUUUUAGAUAAGACUGAAGCUGAACCUCUUAACCCAAUAAAAAUGUGAUUAGUGGGGAUGUGAAUCAAUUAAUUAAAUUCAUUAAUCAGAUUUUAUGGUUUGGUAAGAUUUACAAAAAUGAAGGUUGUCUGCUGCUUCCCCUGAGCUCCAGUCUCUUCACUUCGUGGAGAGACAAGCACACACAACAAAUACCAUGUACAAGUGUGAUUGUGGUGAUCACCUCCCUAAAAUGACUUAGUUUUGUCAAUCAUUUCAUACUGGUCUGGUUUUGCAGCAUCAUACUUUGAACAGACCACAGUAUGUAGAAUCAUGUCUUUGUCAUCUGCAGUUUUAUAUUUAGGAGAAGAAGAAAAACACAACAAAUAUAGGAUCAUAUUUUAGCACCUAUCGCUCUGCUUUCAAAGCAUGCUUCGGUAGAUCAAAGCUAGCCCACUGGGCAGGACAUGCUGUCUGUAUCACAUUAUAAAUUCACAGUUUCAUUUACUCCCUACUCUUUCUCUCCUUGUGGGUUCUGUUGUUGGAAAAUAAUAAUUCAAGGGUAAAAAAAUAAAACCCUCCAGCCUCAAACCAUCUCUAAGGAGUGUCGAUCCUACCACAGCCUCCUGCCCAAGUUCAAAAAUCCUGAGGAGGCCUUUAUUGUGUAUCUAAGUUGUGAAAAGUAAUUGGUUGGUUUGUAGUUUUCGAGUUUCCAUCAAAUUUAUUCAUCAUAUUUCCAUGCAGCAAAUGCAAAUGCAAAUGCAAACUUAUUUCCACAGAUGCAGUUUCUUCCUCAAAGUUUAGACUUGGUGUCGUGAAUCAUGAAAAAAUUACUUUUCAAAGGAGGUAGACUGCUGCAGACCCUGAGGUGAAACUCUGCAGCACAGUGAAGUUAUAUUUGAGUUUCCUGGAUUACUGCAUCACUCACUCAUGCGGGAAGAUCUCAAAUCACCCUCCAUCUGUAGAUCUCUAACUCACAGCUCAAGCUCUCCAAAUAGACAUAGACUAUCUUGAGUUUACCUUAAAUAAUAUGGCUCGAUUUAUUGCUUAAACUAUGACAAAGAAAGUAAACAGCAUAUGGAAAAAAAGCAACCAUCAGCAGGGGAUAAUAGAGUAUACCAACAGUUCAGCACCAGUGAUGAACUUUAAUUGUUCCUUUUCUCCUCCCGCCUCUUCUUCCUGUGCUUCUUUGGCCCUGAACAGACCUCUUAUAUCACCCACACACAGAUUUUUCUCUGUCGGAGGAAAAAAGCACAAACAACCCAGGGAGUAAAUUGUGUUGGCUGCAUUAUUUGGUUCAGGUUACAGGGUAGAGAUCUGUCUCUGACUCCGUCUUGCAGGAAUACAAAAGCCACAAGCUGGGGAUUUUCUGCUCAGACAGCGAGGACACAAAGCCUCACGAGGGAUGAAGAGCUAAUAAGGGGCAGAGGGAGCUGCAAAGGACAAACAAUUGCACACAAAAAGAGAUGUUAGAUGGUGAUACUGAGAGGGCCGUAUGUUUUCAGUGAGAGGUUUGUUAGUGAGCAGACCCAGGAGCUGUGAGGUACAGGUAGUAAUGGGGUAUUGAGAGGGAGACUGACGUGUCAACACAGAUGGAAAAGAAAAGAUGGAAAAUAUUCAUCCAGUGUCUGUUUGGAUGCUUUGCUGAAUGAUAUGUAAAGAUGCAGGAGGUUCACCUGCUGACAGGCAGAAGUUCAUUUACUGCACGAUGAUUGAAGAUCAUCGCAGUAAACUAACCGGUUGAAUGAAAGCUUUUAUUUUUGGUUUUCAACACCUGAUUCUUGAAAGUUUCCAUCUCUUUAGAAAGUCUACAGUUAGUGUUGUGUGUCUUUACAAACAACUUUUUGACAGUAAAAGUAAGAAAGGAUGGAGCUCGUAUGAACAGAGAGAUGACACCAAGGCUGCAAAGGAAAAGAGAGGGUGAUGUUCAAAGACCACCGCUUUCAUCAGCACAUGCAUACAAAGAUGUUCCAGUAGGGUGCUUACUAUGCUAACUCAGUGGUAUCCCUCUAUCCCACACAUGCUAAUGGGUUAUGCUAGCCUAACCAGAGCAACACAUUUUCCUCUGGAUACAGUAAAGGAGCAUUCACUUGGCUUUUUCAUCACUAUCCUUUGACACUGUGUUGGUUGUUAAUACACAGCUGUCAGCUCUUUGAGCAGGAAGUAUGCUCGUCGCAUCCAUCAGGUUGUACACCGGCUGGCCUAACCUUAGAUGAUCUUACUUUGAUUCCCAGUUUUUGCCAUACUUCCUGUCUGACUGGCUUUAGCUGCAGCUUCACUAAGCUUUCUGAAUGAAUUAUGACAAACUCAUCUAUUCAUCGCCAUGUAAAUCAUGGAGUUUUAGCGUUCAUCGUACAGUAGACAACUUAAUUGUGUGCAUUUCUACAAGUUGAAUUGAUCUGCCUGAGCAGCUUUUCAUACUAAGUUAUAAAUUGAAAACACUGGCUGCCUUCCAGAAACGGUUCAUAAACAGACCAAUCUGUAAGACCUGCAUUCAAAACUGAUCAGCACAAGUGUAAAAUAUUGUUUUCCAGCUCAGACAGACGUAAACACAGGAACAUGGAGCUCUCAGGAUAUCAGUGAAAGUGACUACAUGACCUCUUGGUGAAUUUUAACAUCUACAUGUAAAAAUAAGUGAGGGCUUUUUGUCUGUGUCACUCAGGUUUUGCACCUAUAGACUCUUUUGGGGCCAGUGUCAUAGUGAUUUAGUUGGAGACCAAAUGAAGCAAAACAAGACUGACACAUGAAUCAACGCCUCAGGCUAGUAAAUGAUAGGUGUCUUAAAAUAACGUAUUGUUGUGUUGUCGGGUGCCAGAAUAGAGAGAAUAGAAGUGAUGUCUCAAAGCUGAAACUCCAGCUGCCACUGCCUGUCCACGAAACAACAUAAAAAGAUGAUCAGAGGAAGGACUGAGCAUAGGUGACAGUCCAAAAUGCUUUGUGCAAACUACAUGUGAAUAUGAUAUAAAGAAGUAAAUAGCUAUUGUAUAAAUGAAUGACAUUAUGUUUAUUAAGGGGCAUCAUAACUAGGGAUGAGGCUGAUCCGAUCCAGUAUUGGUAUCGGGUUCUGAUACCAACGUAAUUUAUGGAUCGGAAAUUUCAGAUCCAACCUGCAAAAAUUUCCAAUCCAUAAGUCAUGUCUUUGCUUUAAACUGUGCAAUUGAUUUCCUAAACUCAGUGAGACACGCCUCCGUUCAGGAAAUCAUAUGUACAUAUACUUGCCUGUUGAGAGUAUUUUAUUACAACCUGAUAUAAAAUAAACAAUAAUGAUAAUAAUGAUGGUAAAGCUAACAGAGCUCUGGUAUGGGAAUAGUAUUGGUAUCUGCAGAUAUCCAAAUUCAAGAAUCGAGAUCAGAACUGAUGUGAAAACAUGUAGAUCAGUGCAUCCCUAAUCAUAACCCACUCAUCAGAAAUCAGGGAGGAAUACUGGAUUUCUCCUUAACAUCAGCUUUUGUAGCACAUGGGCUUGUGUUACCAGCAAAACAAAGUGUAGCUGCCAUAGCAAUCAACCAAUCAUCAUCUUUAGCAUACACCACUAAUACUCUGAGGGCCUCACAUCUUCAGAGACCUGUGUUAUCUUCCACAAGUGUCAAUUAAAAGAAGACAAAAACAACAUGUUAGCCAGUGCUGGCUAACGUACCUAAAGGAUUGUUUUGCUUACAGCUGACCUCCGCCCACCAAAAAAUCUCUCUAUUGAUUGGUCUGUGCAUUAUCAAGUAGACUAAUUAUACUUCUUUUCACCUUUCAUGAUGUCAGUCUGUGACACAUAUAGAACUUUGUAUUUUGUAUUAUUUGUUGCAAAAAUCACACUACUUCUUCAUCGAACCUGAAGUCAGAAUUUUGACUGAAACAUUAUCAUGAGACGGUCCGUGGGUGUUACUUUUUGAUUUGUUAGCUGCUUUGUACUGUGAUAAUACCAACAUCGGUGUAUCUCAUGUUUGGAAACUUCGCAGAGAUUAAGUGUUGACGUCAAACAUUUUAACAUGUAUGAAUUUACAGAUCAGCAGGUCUCAUUUAAUGGUGGCCUUUAGUUGUUCUGGGCUUUCCCAGUAUAAGCGUUUCCUAUUGAUGUGUUAAGUCCAGGAAAACAAAAGCAAACAAGCUUCUCCUUUGUUGUCUUUAACCUGUUAUUUUUAUUACACACUUAACACAUCUUAUAAAAAAAAGGUUGUGGGGUUUUCUUGAGCUGCAUCACAGCAAACAAACCAAAACUCCACUGAUAGCUGAGUGAAAAGUCAAUAAAAAACCAGUCACCAGUAAGACAGCUCCGCUAUCUGUGUGCACCGGCAGCUGCAGCUGUAUUGUGUGCCAUGCCAGCUUUCUCCUCAGAUGUCACUUCCAGCCUCCACGGCUUUGGGAUCCCAAUGGUGUCCUCUUUGUAUUGCUGCCACACUCCAUUGCUGCUAUGCUAUACUUGGAGUGCAUUCUGGGUAAUUUUUUUCUCCUUGUAUGUUGCUUGAGGGUGAGAGGAGCUAUAAAUAAACGCUGCGCUUUCAUGAUUCGUUCAUGUGUAGCUCAUAGCAUCACUCAUGUAGCGUGGCUUGAGCUCUAUGUUGCACUCUUACCAGGGUGACGCACUCACUGCGUGCACCAAUCCUAAUAUUAAUGAGUCAUCUAUUUAACAGUACUGAUUUGUAUGAACUAUUAGAGAAGAAACCAUUUACAUAAAAAGAAAACAGGCUCAGAGAGGUGCAUGUAUGGGAUUAUGAAUGCCAUAAAUUUGGUGUUGAAUCCUUCAGCAGGGCUGAGGCUGGGAUGACUCACAUGUAUCUGGCUCUGGCCAGUUGACCCUUAUAUCUUGACUCUGCAACUGUCACAUUUCAAAGGAAAUUUUCUGCAUCCUUGAAGCUACAGCACAUGUAAGAGCCUGUUGCCUAGGAAACCACCUUGGCAUGUCCCCAGUGGUUCUUAAUGCUACAUUUGUAAAAAAAAAAAAUCCGCCAAGACAAAAAAAAGUAUGAGGAGCAUUACUCAUGUGUCGUGCUGGCUUGUGCAGAUGCUCUCUGUUCUUGUGGUGCAUGCAGGCUUUGCUGUUUGCCCUCAGUUGUUCUUAAACACAGAAAGCCUAUAUAUCACUUACAGUGACUGAUAGGAUAAGGGAAGCUAUUUAAAGAAUUGGAGUGUGCGCGGUGUGGUAAGCAUCUAGAUCUGGUAGACAGUGACAGUUAUUUAACACCGUGUGGCUCAGUGAUUCUCUUUGCUUUGGUGGCCCUUUUACAGAGUAAGCUUGAGAAAUUUGGAAAUGUUCCUAUCAUCAAAUGAUCCCAUAAAUUAGCACAAACCAAUAACCCGAUGGCCUUGCAGCUGCACUCUUACACUCAUCUUCAAGCUUAGUGGUCCCCAAAGAAGAUAGUUAUGCAUAAAGAGGUCCCAAAUAGAAAAUUCAACUUUAAGAGUGCCUCGAGGAGUGAAACAUGCAUCUGUUUGAACAAUUUUCAGGAGCUGCAGACACAGGCAGUGAGGUUUCAGCUUGACUUGUGAUAAAGUGCAAAACCCAUGCUACACUAGCAGCCUGCCUGUGAAGAACAUGAUAGAUUUAACAUCUGUAAAACAUCUCAUUUUAUGCAAUGUCACAGUCCAGUGGUUUGUAGGUCAGCAUGAUGUUACCUUCCAAGAUUCAAGCUUUUUAAUGUUGAUUUUAAAGCUCCUGUGAGGAACUUUACAUUGGUGUUGAUUUUUGGUGCCUUCCGUUGACAAAGUGAAACCACCUCUGCUGUUUCUGUUUUUGUAUUUCAUGACAAAGAUCUCAACCUGUCCUUUUGAACAGUCACAAGUAUCACUCAUUGAAAUUUUCUGUCAAAAAAGAUUUUCUUCUUUGUUGCAAAUCAUCUUAUCUGACACCUCACCCUUUGCAGCAGUUAACAGGACUUAAAAAAAUACUGCCAACUGAAUCUGAUAUUCUCAAAAAAAUAGAAAGUAGAGUUAAAAUAAGUAAAAAACAUGAAUGAAUCACCACCCAAUCAAGCCUUAACUCAAAUUUCUACAUGCCAUGCACUUCAGUCUGCUGUCUCUCCUCUUAAAAAUCGGCAUGUUAAACCCAAUCUUAAAUAAAUUUGAAAUAAUUUAAAUUAGACUUGUUUCAAGCAGCAAACAAGUCAGAGUAAACAGGUUUGUCAGAGUGAUCCUUCUUAUUUCAGACUGAGACUGUGUCUUUGCAUUAACCUUCUUUGCAGUGCACCUUGGGAGUUUAAUCUGACACCUAGAGGCACAGAAUCAAUAACCCCUUUAACUAUGACGCUGAGAACUUGGAGGGAACCCCUUAAAAUGUAUUAUUUUCACUCUCAGUGGGCAUCUUGACAAUGUAAUGUAUUCACUCGAUGUAGCAGACAUGCUGUUAGCUUAGCCUGUGUGCAGCAUCAGCUUUAUAAAUGAAGCAUGGGUCGAGUUUGAGCAUUAAACUGCAACAGAUAAAAAAGAAUGUGUAGAUAUUAUGAUCUCUGUAUUUACAGGUAAUGGACAUGCGUUAGCUCAUCCCUUAAGGUCUCAUAUCGCCCUAUCCCACACCUCUGGCUGCUGGGCCUCAUCUGUAGUUUUUGUACAAUAUUUUGAUAAACUGUCAAAGUUGUGAAAACAUGGACAGAACAUGAACUCCACACAGAAUAGAGCCUAAUAUUUUCAGUUACGAGCUACUUAAUCAUCUCUUUAUCCGUGCAUCCAUGUCUGACAAAUUUACAUUGACACAUCCAUCAAAUAUGUCACUUUAUCCACUGGAAGAAGCCUCAGUGUUUAUCAUAGGGACAUAGGGACCACUAGGACCUCUGAGAUAGCCCUUGUACAGCCAUUGAAAUGAGAGACAGCAGUGUAUUAGGACACAGUAAGCAAGGACAUGUCUGAGGCCUGGUUAAAGCUCAUUACAGGACCAGAGCCAAUGAAAAAUUCAUCUGCCUUAGAAGUGCUCUCUGUGCAGCAGCAGCAGUGUAAUAAUGCCUGUGUUUUGCACAGUGUGAUAAACCUAAUGCAAAAGAAAUUACAACCACCAAACAGAGUCACUCCAGAAUAUAACUUAUUACAAUAAGCAUAAUUAGCUUCCUAUGAGCCCAGGAACAAGAAAACACUGUUAAUAAGUCACCAGCAUGCUCAGGAAAAGCUGGAACCUUACAGUAGGUCACCUGGAUGCAAAAAUACAGAGGCAGAGUUGUUGCAGAGAAGGCCCCUCUGGCCAUGUGUUAAGAAAUGAAUAAAUGUGUCACUGGAGUGUGUCCCUGCAGUGUGUUUUUGGACCAUCAUAAGCAGACUAAUAAGCCUUAAAAACCUGUGGCUACAGAAGAUACCACUGAGGAUUAAAUCAUUCCUGAGCUUCCCCUCGGUGUCUGUUUGGAGCAUGCUACAUUUUCAGAUCAUGAAAAUUGUAUCAGGCAUUUCAUGCAUAAAGGAUGAGUUCGCGUGUUAUACAUAAAUAUUUGUUUCUCAGACAGAACGCUGAAUCAUGUACGGCUGCAUCCUAAAAACUAAAAUAUUAUGGUUUGUUUGAGGUUGUGUGCCACGAGUUUGUCGUGUGAGUCAGUUUACCAGCUUUACUUCGAGACAGGUGUCUUGUUUUCUUUCCUUCAUCUUAUCUUGCAACAAACAUGCACACACAUACACGCUGCAGAGGAUGUGAGCUUGUCAGAGGAAGCCUUCUUCUCUCUUUGCACGCUUUGCUGCACAAUGUCAGCUCAGGUGCUGUGGCUGUAAAACAAGAGCAGGGCAGGAUGUAUCUUCAUGGAUCCAUGUAUAUGUUUGCGUGAGCCUGCCUAUGAUGUUAUAGAUGUGUAAGACUAGAGUUUGGUCUCUUAAAAUCCUCAGUUUGCUAAACGCUUAAGUUCCCCAGGCUUUGAAUGAAGGACAUGUUCCACUUGCUGUCUCAAACUUCAUCUAAGACCGCAGUUAUAUGGUUUUUGCAACAUUACACGACCAGAAUGCAUUUGGUUUUAUUGCACAUCUUCAAACAGUAACAAAUGCAUCCUAUAAAAGCCAGAUUCUCCCAUUCUGUCGCUUCACUUUUCAGGCACAGUAAAAACUUGCACUUCCAGGCUGAUCAGUUUUUAAGUUAUUCUCAUACAGUAAAAGCAAGUCAUUUAACUAUACAGUUUUGAAAGUGUGCCUGAAUCAUGCAAAUUUAAGUAUGCAGCUUUUACAGCGAUCACCAGUGAACGAUGGACAGCUUGUACAGCUGGGUAAUGCCUGUAUUUGAUCUCUGUAGUUCAGCUUCAGCACUUCAACAUUGCCGCACUUUGACUCCAAACACCCAGGUUUUUAACUCAAGCUUGCUCAGUUUUCCUCCACACUAUUUUCUAAUGUUAUGGCAGAUCAUAUCUAAGUGUAUUAGGAUGCUGUAAAUUCAAUGUCUGAUCUCAAAACUAACGCCAUCCUGCCGUACCAGAGUUAAUAAAGAUGGGCUUAGGACAAUCAGGAAUGUUCCCCUGGGAACAACAACUCUGUAAAAAAGAGACUUUUGUACGUGUGCAGUUUGUAUGUUCGUGUAACCAUUGAAUUACAAAUGACAACCAAACCUGAUGUAACCAGAGUGCUUCUGUUUGUGCCGUCUUCAUAGCCACUUAGUGUCACUGGCUUGCUGUUCAGCAAGAGACUUAUGGAGAUUCUGAAGUGUUCCUGCAGCACCUCUUUAUCUGCCCUCUUCAUUACUAAUAGCUUGGUGCCAGCUUUGCCUUAUUGCACUGGCAAGAGGACUUUGUGUCAUUGCUUUUGAUGAGCACAAUUACACGCAAACAUAAACUGAAGAAAUGUUUUCCUCAGUUGUAUUUCUAUGUACUCAUAAUUGCAGCUAAUUUGUUAAUAUUUGUCCCUGUAGCGUUUUAUUACUUACUCUCUCAUCGAGUCGGUUCCAGACAUUAUAAAAUAAAAUAAUCCAAAGAGAUGUUAUGGUACAUAAAAACAGGAUCAACUUACUUAAUUAACUGUAGGGUGAUAAUCUAGAUGUUCAGCAGACGUUAUUUUCCUUUAUAAAACCUUUGGCAGCUUUCUGUAAGAGAAACAGACUGCACAGUUGAUUUUGAUUUAUACCAGGUGAUUAAAUUUGUUGCUUUUUUAAAGCUGCAAUAACACACUUAUUUAUUUUUAUUUGUGAUUAUGACUUCCUAAAAGUAAUUAUGAACAGAAUUAGCCUGCUGUAACCUUAUGAAGUUUAUUAAGCAAAUUCCUCCCAAGGAGAUUACACAUCUGUUAGACGGAGAACGAACAUCAUCAGUAUUCGCUUUGUGUCAUCUCUCUUUGGCUGUCUCUGGCCUCCCAAGGAAAAAACAUCCUGUCUUUUUUACUCAGUUUUCCAGGAGGAAGCUCCGGAGCUGAAAGCCAGCUGCUAAUUGGCACACUGUGCUCACCAGCCUGUUUCUAAGAUUUGCCAUUAGGUGCAUGGAGUGUACAGCAUUUUUUUCUUCUUCUUCUGUGUGUGUGUGUCUGUGUUUUAGCUUAAAACAGACACCUGCUGUCUGACAUAAUACUGUUAUCAGUGAGAGUGGACACACACUGAACCUGCAGGUGAAAAUACAAAAUAAUGAGCUGGAGGACACUACAACCCAUUUCUCAUGUGAUUGUCAGUCGCAGUUGUAUAACAGCUCAUUUGGUCAGUAACCAUUGACCCAGCUUGCACAGCUAUGCAUAUAUGCAGCCUUAUCUCAGCACUGAAACAGCUACUCGACUUCCUCGAUAGUCGCCUGUCUUCUGCUUUUAUCUGCUAUGCCUGAAUCCUUAAUCCAUGCUUUUAUCACCUCCCAUCUGGACAGCUGCAGUCAAGUGGCAUAGUAAUAUCCUAUAGGCUAGCUCCAGCGUGUGCGGAACUUUGAUAUCAGGGUUUUGUCUGCUCAUAAACCCUGGCAGUACAUCACUCAAACCCUCUUCCAGCUUCACUGGCAUCUCAAGUUACACUCCUUACUUAUAUCGACUUGAGAAAGAAUGAAUAACAGCCUUUAUUUCCACUUAAAAGAUCACCUUAAUAGGUGCUGACAUGUUGUAUUGGUGGAGCCAAGGCACAUGCAGAAGCUUCAGGCCCUUUGCUUUGAAUAAAACUUAAAUAUCCCUCAGGUAGGUAACACAGAUUCUUGUAUCGAUCUGAAGUAAGACAAAGAUCCAAGUUUCUUAGAAAAUGAAGGCUGAUGAGAAGUAAUUACAGUGAUAGAAACCAUGAGAAAAUAUUAGUGACAUGCAACUUAUGCAACAGUGAAAACUUGUGGUGUCCACAUCAAUACACAGUCUUGUAAAUCUGCCUUAACCUCUAAUACAUCACAACUGUAUGUGAUGCUCUGGUACCUCCCAGUGUGGGAACCCCCAAUCUCUGGAACUCGUUUUGCUACACAGAAGGACACAUCUCAGGCCAUGUUCAAUAAAACAGCAUAAAACCUGCUGUCCCAAAAAACCCUGUGCCAUGUACUCUCUGCUGUCUGGCAGUCAUCACUAGUUUAGUUCCAGUGCUUGCUUUUUAUUUUGCCCUAAUUUGUAAAGUGGCCUUGGGUCCCGUAGAAGGCGCCACAUAAAUUUGAGUUAAAUAUGACAUUUUUAGUUGUGAUAUUGUGAUUCUCAGAGAGCCUACCGAGUCUGUGAAUUCAUUUGUUCAAUGGCUUGUGUUGCUUAUGAUACGUUAUCUAAAGAUUGUUGCCUACAAGGAGUGUGGAUGUAAGACCUGCUUUUUUCAUUUGCUUACAGCUCUUUGCAAUAGAAAAACUGUCCUGCUAUGUUGUGGAGGACAGGACAUGAAUAGUUAAUCCAUGCAAAUAAUUGUUAGGUUGACUGUGCAGGUGUAUAUGUAUGCACGCUAUAAUGCAUGACAGAGGCCACAUAUCAAGCUGCUUUGCUUUCUCAGUUUCUCCUUCCUACUCACAUGCAUUAAUAAUUAAGUAGAAAGGUGGGGGUCAGGGGGUGCAGUGAGUCAGGAGUUGCAGCUGAGUUGUUGUUCAGCAUUUCAAUAAGAAGAGAGACUCUCGGCCUGAUCCUCCCUCUGUUUUCUCAUUAUUUUUUCUGCAGAUUGCUUUUUUUCUAAGGAUUUAUAUGCUGCUCACUUUCGAAUGAAACAACAGUUUAUGGUAAAAAAUAUAUUUCUAUGUAGGGCCCGACCGAUUUAUUGGCGAGCCGAUUAAAUCAGCUGAUUUUAGCCCGUUGGAGACUAAUCUAUAAUCAGCCAAAACUUGCCAAUUUUCGCCGAUAUUUUCAGAAAUAAAAUGCAGAGAAUAGGAUUAGGUUUCACUUCGUAAAUGUUUCGUCAUUUGAAAAGUUCCCCAACUUAUCCUGUAGAUGGCGCAUAGACCUCAUGACAAUCUUCAUCCACUAACUACCUCACAGCACAGCAGAAUGACAGGGACGCACGGAGGAGAGUGGUCCGCCUCAACGGCAAAUAAACCAGUUUGUGAAAUACACAAUAAGUCAACAAGUUUCAGUUCAACCCGCUUCACGAUGUUCCCCGCUGUGCUGGUCUCGGUCACGCCGAGUUAACGGUGAAGCACCAUGUGAUAUGCAAGCUUAAGUUAGAGUUAGCCACCUGCUAUUAGCCUUGCUACACUGUUAGCCAUGCCAGUAAUGGUAGAUGACUUGAGACUGGACCAGAAAUAAGUAACGCAAGUUAAGAUGCGGAGGCACCUGGGGGGGUUGAAAACGCUUUUCUGGUCAGUCGGUCUUCUUGUCGGCGUGAAGAGCAGUAGCCUACAGUAUAUCCACAGUAUACUGUAGAUACCUACAGUGUAGAUAUCUGUACAGAUUUUAAAAAUUCGGCCGAUUAAUCAGUCAUCGAAAUUUUUCCCCCCCUAAUAAUCGGUAUCGGCAUCUUCCCGAAAAAUCCAUAUCGGUUGGGCCCUACUUCUGUGUGCUACAUUUAAGAUAAAAUGGACCUAGUUUGAUAGACAGUACAACUUUAAUGGUAAUUCGGCAACAUCAAACACAGCUGUCAUGUCUUCACAUCUUUUUUUUUCAUUGCUGUACUCUCUGAACACAUGGUACUUGGUUUUCUGACUGGCACUACUCCUGCCUGUGGGAAAUACAUGGUGAGACAGGUGGAGAGUGAGACAGACAGACCAGCAGACGGGGCUAGAGACAGAGACAGAGAGAUGGGAAGCGUAGGAUGAUGAUGCAGGCUGCUGACUCAUCACCCCUGCAGGGAUUAUCCUUCUCUGUAUCUGAGUAUGUGCACAUAUGUUUGUGUUUAUGUGCGUGUGUGUAUCUGCCAUUUUACAACUGAAGGGGACGUGAGCAGCAUUCAUUUCUGCAUGAUGAAAGAAUGGUAGAGGAAGCAAAAAGGGAGCGGAUUCGGAGCAUAACAAUGAAGGCAAAGUGACCUUAAAAGGAUGUUCACAUGAUUAUUCAUGCAUUCACCUUUGAAGCUCCUCUUACUGUUGGCUAUAUUUAACUCAUUCAUGGAAAUAUAAGCAUGCAUCAUGAACCAGGAACAAGGAAAAGAAAAUACAGCAAGAAAUGUUUGUCAUGGUGCUUCUUGGAAUAUCAAUGCAGUGCAACAUAAUGAACUAUUUAAAGACUUUUUUUUAUAAACUAUUUAAAGACUUUUUUUUUAUAAAGAGUUUGUUCAUUUUUGUACCAAAACUAUGGUCAGAAUUUGAUGGUGUGCUCUGGAGAAUAUCAAUUUAAGUGAUAUAUUUAGUGAAUCAGUCUUCAUUUCAGGUGGAUGUUGUAUACAGACUAAUUAGAAACCCCCAGACUGAUAACAGUGGAAAUGCUAAUGCACAAAGUAAAUGGAAAAUACAGACUUUCCACCUACAGCAAAUUCUACCCAUUUGCACACAAACACUCACGCCUGGUAAUUUAGAGCUACUGAAUCUAUUCAGCUGCAACCAAGGUCUAUUACAGUCUUGUUUUGUCUGUCCUUCCUUGUCAGUUUAUCAUCUCUACUCUUUUUUUCUGUCUCUGUCUGAUAAUCCAAGCUGCUUUGUAGGUCUGCAGAUUUCAAGGAAAUGCUUUAUGUUUCUAUAGGCACAUUGAUAAUAUAUAAAUAUAUGUAAAUGUCUUACAAGUCUGAUCAAAGUAGGCUCAAAUUGGUAUGGGUAUAAGCUAAACCAAAGGUGCAAAAGUCUCUCUGAAAAAAUCACUCCUUAUUCUAGGGGCAAUAUAAAAGAUGGACACCUUACCCUUAGCCGGUGUUACUAAACAGGAGUUACUGAUGUAUUUCUUGGGGCUUAUUUUCAGCCACCAAGUGAUACUCAGAUGAUCAUCAGGAUCAGGACUGUAGUAGCUGAGAUUGUUGCCUCAGGAAGACAGCCAGCCAGACACGAAAGCGAAAAAAUAAUUGCUUUUUUCCUCUCAGUAGUUAAGCUAUUGAGCUAUUGCAGCUUAUUUUCCUUUUAAGAAAUGAAAAACAUUUUUAUAAAACUUCAGGGCGCCAUUUAGUUUGUUCAAAAUCUUUGUUUUAGGUUACAACUCUCCAGAUUGCUCAUUAUUUCAUGUCAUUGUAGCAAAUGAUGGACUGCUCUCUAAAGGGCCUACUCUAUUUGCAAGGAGGAGUAAUGACAUUUUGUCUGUAUUGAGCAUGCAAAGAAAAGUCGAUAUACCUCUCAUCCGCCUUUCAUCCUACAGGCAGUAAAUGUGCAGAAAUGGAUAUGACACUAUUCAUGAAUCACAUUACUCGAUAGAAACUGCCCUGAGUCUGCCCUGCUCUGCUGAAUCAAUGCUUUUAAAAUGACGCCAGUCAUGUUUUCUCACCCCUCCUGUCCAUCACUGUGAGUACACACACACUUACCUCAUUCCUUACAAAGGCCAUAAAGAUAUGUCCUGAGGUGUGCCAGGGGGGACAGCUCUUCUAUCUAACAGUGAACACAGCUUCUAGUCUUGGAUAAAACCUCUUACCUGACAGGCACUGAUAAACGCGAGGUAGGAAACACAACACAGCUUGAGAUGAGACUCAGUUUAGCAAUGCAUAGCUGUGCAUGGUAAAGUAAAUAUAGCAUGGUGACCUUUAAAGUUUAAGUUUAUUAAAGACUGAUGUUUAAUGUUAGUGCUCUGUGAUAAAACUUGAGUGUAAACAACAGAAAAUAAAGUCUGCUAAAACAGCUGAGUCAUCGCUGAGUCAUUCUGGUUUGAUGGUUGUUUGGCAGAGUCACUUUCAGAAUACAGUAAAUCAUAUUUUCUUUUGUCUUUGUUGUUGGGAGCAUGGACAUUAAUUGUCCUUUUUAUUUUAUUAUUGUCUACAUCAACAUACAAGCCUAGCUAUUUAGGUUAGCCUAAAUGAGUAGCAUACAUUAGCACCAAGUUGGAGUUUUUUUUUUUCUUUUCUGUGGUUUCUGCCGUUUCUUAACAAAUGUAAGUCAAAACAGUCCACUGUUUCACUCAACUCUGCUUAUUUUUAAAGAGUUUCACACGAACUCCUGAGAAAAAAAUCUAACUGUUCCUAUGUUUGGUAGCUGCUUAUAGCUAAUUUGUCUAUCUUCUGGUUGGUCCCUUACAAGAAACCUACACUAAAUGAUGUACUUUUUGAUUAAAGAAUACUGCCUAUACUGGGGUUAAAAUAAGACUGAAUAGAGAACUGAAGAAAAAAUGGUAUAAAGAUUCAGUCAAAAUUAGAUGCUUUCAUGUAAAAUAUCUGUUUUAGUCCUACAUGAGAUGAAAAAAAAAUGGCACAGAAAUUAUCCUCUUUAAGACUUGAUACAUAGUGUAAGUAUUCAGUAUAAGGUCGAUAUAUUUGUCAAUAUUUAGAGCCAAUUUGUCUGGUUUAGAAAUCAGGUGCUGUCUCCAAUAAUGACCAAGUGGACGAUUGGUCAAAUCUAGAUGUGUCCCUCUAGCCCUGUGUGUCUAUCUGAUUCUGAACACAGAGAGAGUAAGUUCUCAUUAGUAAUUUCUUCUUCCUUUUUAACUGAGCUCCAACCCUCCUCUGUGGAUCAUCAUCCUCUUUCUUUGAGACUGUGCUCGUAUACUAAUGACUUGCUGCAGAGAUGAACAAAGCUAUGACUCAUAUCAGGCGAUGGAAACACAGCGUGACAUACUCAUCUGAAUGCAUUUCAAUAAGAUGAUAAAUGGUGGUCCCUGGAGGCGGUUUUACAGAUGAGAACUAGUGCCCCUUGCUCUAGCAGAUAAACCUGCUGCUUACUAAAUAGACUUCAGAGGUGAGGUCUAACAAAUCAGCCAGUCUUAUAAUCAUCAACAACUUCUGUCGCUAUGCUUUUGACUCAGUCCAGCACCCACAAAGUAGCAACAUACUCAGUCUUUGAGGAGUUUUGCUCUAUAUGUACCUGUCCUUUAAUAAGACUGGAAAUAGACUCAUACUUUUGCAAAAGUUUUCAAACAGAUGAAAACUAAAUACUUCACUGAAUAUGCAUAUGUGAGGACACACCACACAGCAGAAUGAAUUAAAGUGGAAAUUAGGAGAGUGCAGCUGUGAGAUGAGGCAAAGCACACCCCUGUUUGUCAUUUCUCACCCAUCUGUCCUCUUCUUUUAAACCUCUGCUGUGGAUUAUGUUGUUAUUACUUAAUUUAAAAGUGCUCUGAACAUGCUGUUCCUGUGCCGAGUGUCUCCCCUGCUAAUAUCUGUCUUUUGACCUCCUGGUUUGUCUGCCUUUCUUUUUCACAGUCCUGAUCCAGGCCACCCAGGAGACCAAUGUGAACGUCCCCCAGAUGGCUGACACACUGAUGGAGAGGGCUGGAAAUGCCAGCUGGGUGGUGGUUUUCAAAGCCCUGAUCACCACACACCACCUCAUGGUGCAUGGCAAUGAGGUGAGGCUAAAACACAUGGUUGACCCGCGCCCUGUUUCAAUAAUCAAGUUUGCUGUUUUCAUGUUCGGUAAAAUGCAGUUUUUCCUAAACUUAUCCUGAGGUGUGUUUGCAUCCCUCAGAUGGCAGAAAUGGCUUUAUAAGAGAAUGCAUGUCAGAAAUUGAGAUUGUGAAGUUGGUUAUGUGGAUAAGAAUCCAGAGUAUUAGAAUAUUUAUGUUUCCUUUUUUUCUCAAUCGGUUCUCCUAUUUCUGGAGAUUUGCAACGUUUACACUGUUGCUAUCAUCACAACCUCUGAUGGUUUUAGCUUCUUUGCGGCUGUCAGCAACUUGAAGAUGCAUUCACUGUCUUAGCUGCCACUGCCUGAAUUAAUACCCUCCAUAUUAUUUAGCUCUACCAAUGUUUUUUGCUACAAUGAUUACCAGUUUGAUACCAACUGAAGCUAACCUCUCUGCAAUAGUGUCCACAAGCAGAGGUGAAAUGUGUUGAAAUUCUGUUCCGUGAACUGUUUGGGUCUACUUUCUGUUAAAGACACGAGGCCAGCACACAAAUGAAAUGAAUACCUGCUUGAGAACAAACUGCAGCAGAGGACUGUAUUUGCUUCUAUAAUAUGGUACUACCAAACGGAUGGAGAUAACUUUGCUGCAAAAUUACACUUUUAAAAUGUUCAACACGUUAUGUAAAAGGUAAAAAUUAAGUUUGGAUAAAUUUUGGGGGAAUUCACAAAUUUCAGCUGCAUCUUGAAUUAAAAAGGUUUUCCACCUGUGUAUCGUAAGCCUGUUUACUCUCGCAUUGCCAAACAUCAGGCAAGUUUUUUAAAGCCUUCUUAAAACACAGUCUCUGGGCUGGCACAGCUGGGAACAUAGAUAUCAAUAUUAUUGUGGUCACUUGUGACUGGUGAUUAAUGCACAAAUACAAUAAAAGAGAACAGUCAGAGUUAUUCAGCAGGGUUUACCCUCGCUGUGCAAAGCUUUAUGUUGAAGGCUUAAUGUGACAUUGUUGAUGUAGGGCCCAGAUUGUGAGGGCUUCAUAAGAGAUUUGAUCCUUGAGGAAAGCGAAAUGUUUUAUAAAACAUCUUUAUUGUUUAACUUGACAGGCUUUUAGCAGCCAUCAUCAGUAAUACAUCAGUAAACACUUAUUAUAUGCAUUACAUUUUUGAUGAAGUUCCUAGGUUGAAGUGAUUUUUCCAACUUUCAAGCUGCACUAUUAGUAUUUAAUAUGAAUAACUUGUCAAAACACAGCAAGUGAUGCUGUCGGCAUUGUUUGCAGUGAUGAAUAAAAUGAAAAGUUUCUCUCUCAUUUUAAAGGUCAUGUUUUAGUUUUUGGGCGAUGACUUUGCUUUAACGCAGCAGGUAGCUGUUUUUUGGGCCACAUUUUUAGUCACAAUGCCUGUCUGCCAUAAGCAGCAGAUGACAGUGAAGGGCUAGUAGUGGAGCAUUUAGCAGCUUGGGAUGCAAAUAAUACCCUUGAGACCAACAGAGAGAGAGUGUAAUUAUGACUUACACUCAGCAAGCUGACAGAUUCAUUACAGCAAUACAAUCCAUGUUGUGCUCCUUGCCUGCUGGAGAUGAACCUGGGUGUGAUACUAACACAGGAAAACUGCGUGACAAUGUGUAAAUGUUGGGUUAUGGCUUGUUGUGUUGCCAUGAAGUGGCCAAGUGAAGCACAGCAGGGUUAAAGCUGUGAGACAGGAAACAAGAGGGAAUUAGACUGAAGUAUUUUCUCACUGCAGGUGUUGAAAACCAUUGUUAAAAUAAUUUUAAAAAAAGGUUUGUUUCAUACUUUUUAAUAUUUUUGUAUCCUUAUUGUAUUGUAUUCUUCUUUGUACUUAUUGCGUGUUAUUUGUACUUCUUUGGGUCAAGCGGUCCUUCUCAUCCAGGGCAUUUCAUUGCAUUGUUGACUAUGUUUAACCUGCAUAUGACAAAUAAACCAAUCUUGAAAAAAAAAUCUUGAGAUCAUAUAACAGUGAGAGAAUGUUCCUGAUUUUGAUUUACCAUAUAUGUAGCUGGGAUCAGUUGAUUCUAAGGUCCUCUUUGGACAAUACCCUCUCAGUUUCUAUAUUUACUCCAUAUUUGAGAAUAUCUUCCACAACAGUCAUCUCAGAAUCAGCGCAGGGACCGACCCUCUGCUUGACCCCCUGACCCUCUUCAUGUCCUGACAGCUGAAGGAAGCCAAAAGCCCCGAGUGGGCAACAAGGGACAACUUAAAGAGAUAAACAGAUGCUGCUUUACAGCCCACCAAGAGGCAUAAGCAUCCAUUUAAAUGCAGAGGGCACAAAGGAGACAGAGGUAUUGAUACAGGAAUGUCAGAUAAAGAAGGAUGUAGUGCUCUAACAGAGAGAGAGAGGGAGAGAGAGAGAGCGAGAGAGAGAGAGAUUUGUGUGAUAUGGCCUCAAAAACUCAAGAGGAUACAAGUCCUUUAUGUUUUGACUCUUAAAAUUAUGUUUGACAAGACAAAAUACAAUGUGUUUACAACAUGUACCUUGGUUAUUUUUAGCUUCUAGAGCAACUGAUGAUGGUGAAGAGAGCACUGACAGGAGUGAGAGAGGAAAAGGAGGAGGGGAGGUUAUGUGUAGCUCACGAUUUCUCCAGGGAGGCGUUUUCAUUCUCAACCUUCCUGCAUGCUAUUGUGCUCCACUUUGUGUAAAUGGAGACACUGAAUACGCACCAGCAGUGUGUGUGUGUGUGUGUGUGUGUGUGUGUGUGUGUGUGUGUGUGUGUGUGCGUGUGUGUGUUUGUGUCUAGGGGUUGGUGUUUUUACGCCCAUGUGUGUCACUGGAGUAAUGUUCGUUCUCUGCAGAGGGAGCCUAAUGUCUUUCUCCUGCUAUGUUUCCUGGUCCUCUCUCCCCAUAUUGUAUUAAUAUUCACACCCUCAUGCACACGACUACUGCAGCCUUGUUCCUUUAACCCUGGUUUUCUAUUAAAGUAGCACUCCCAGAGAAAAGACAUGUAUAGAAAUGCACACGCACAGUCUCAGGCGGUUUCACAGGUUUGUUGAACAGCCUCUUUGAGAAAGGCGUGAAGUUCAAACAAGCUCGGAUAUCUAAUAUUUUACAUGGAGCCAUCUGUUUGAAAAUUAUCAUAAAGCUUUCGCUGUGGGAAUAUACAGGUUUAUUCAUAACUCUUAGGAGUAAUCUACUGUUGUUUACUAAUUGAAAUAUUCACAGUACGUACUUUAUUUAUUUUUAUACGUGCACCCACAGCUCUGAAGAUGUUUCCUAGCUGAUAAGAAAGGAAGCUAAAUGUCUCGAUAAUUCAUUUUCAUUACAGUCUAUUAUUAAUUUUCUUCUGCAAAUGUCUACAGCUCUCCUGAAGAAUGCUGCUUCAGCUGUUUUUUCUGAGUCAAUCAGCCAUCUAUCAUAUUUGACACUCAAGUGUGUUUUCUUUUUCUCCUGCAGAGAUUCCUGCAGUUCCUGGCGUCUCGAAACACUCUGUUCAACCUCAGCAACUUCCUGGACAAAACUGGCUCCCACGGUGGGUCUUUUAUGGUCACGCCUCCACCUUUAUCAACCUCAAAUUGACACUUCCAUCUGAUCUUCACUUAGUCAUUUCCUUCAAAAUAGAGAAGUUUUGGUUUGGUUUGUUUUUGGGUUGAAAAUACUGAACAGGUGCAGCAACAACGUGCAAAUAAGCUUGAUUGUGAAGAACAACCUGACCUUUACUCUGCCCAACCUUCAGGGUAGCUCCACUGAUCCCCUCAAUUAAGCCCAUCUCCAUGGAGAUUAAUGCAGUCACCCACUGUGAUAAACACUGGCUUCACAGUCUGUUGUCAUGGACACUAAAUCUACAAGGGGGGGCACAAGUGUUUAUGUACAUUGGAAAGCGAAAUUCAGCACAUUAAAGGCAUCUAAAGGACUAUAUAACUAUAUAUAUAAUAACUACACCACCACUUUUUUCUGGCAUUUAAAUUGUGUAUUUUGUAGAUAGUUUUAUUUUUCUUCUCCCUUUUUUUCCUUUUUCUAAAUUUUUCUUAAUUAUUACAUUUAUUUAAGUUCUUAAUAUUAGGAUCAUUAUUCUUAUAACCGUUUUUUUGCAUUCUUUGAGCACAUGUGAUUCCACAAAAAACAUUUGAAUUAUUGUUUUUCAUCAUGAUUAAGCUUUUGAAAAUCUUGCUUUCUUGGUGAAAGUAAAGUCGAAGCAUACAGGAUCCAUGUGGAGCGCGUUCUGUUAGUGUCGCGUCUCUGAUCCGUCGAGGAUGCGUGUUUGGAGCGUGGCAGCAGUGUAUUGUAGAGCAGAGAAAAUAGACUCUGCGCGUACCUUUAGCAGAGCUGCGCUCGACAAGCUGAGACGCUUCCUGUGUGCGACGCUGCAUUGUUUAGAAUGGCAACCUAAAUGCGCUCAACAUAGAUCCUGUAUGUUAAAGGCUUACGAUGACAUGAUUGAUACCAGGACUAGAGUGGUAUCUCCUAAACGUGAAAGAUGUUAGUGCCUCAACAGAGACGUGCUGACCUUUUAUUCUGUUUCCAGCGUUCUUACUGGUCAAAUCAUCUUCUGGCCCUGAAAAGUAUUUUAUUAAAUUUUAAGCAAUAAAGUCACUGUAGCAUUAUUACCAUUUAACCUAUUCAUCUGUUUGAUGUGAAAAUACAAUGUGGCAGGUAACGUAGUAUGGAGACAUGAAGAAACAGCAUGAUCACUAAUUUGAAAACCUGUUUUCUGUGUGUGGAUUAAACAACUACUAUAAUCUGUACAUCUGUGCAAAUUAUUUAUAGAGUUUUUACAGCUGCUACUGCUCUUCAUGUUUAACAGAUAAGCAUCCUAAGAAUGAGCUGGAGUAACAGCAUGGUCUUUUGUGAUAUCAGUCAAAUACAAAUACAGACACAGCUUACUAAAGUGGCCGACAUAAAGAAUAAACUAAAAAAUUAGAUAAAUAGUUUUGCACAGAUGUAAUAGAUUUACAGGUAAAAAAAUUGUUGUGAUAUUGUGAUAUUCUGGCUGACAUUGAGUAUGAGAACAGUAUGAGUCAUCCUGAAAUUCAUCUGAGUCAUGAAGUCAAAUCAAUAUAAAGUAAAGAGCUGAUCAAAGAGCUGGAUGUUACUGCGGUGGAGAGCCAAAUGACCUGGCACAUUGAAACCUUUUUACUGUACCUAAUAAGCUAAUCGCCUCUCGACUUAGAUUUUGUGUUCCAUGGAAGUGAUCGUAAUCCCUUCUGCAUAUUUCUUUAAAAAGAAAUAAAAUCACAUAAUUUAAACUGAUUUUUAAAGAUCAGGCCGAUCCACUGACCUAAUUUUAUCACCCAUAGUAUUACAUGCAUUAGAUGAGAACAAUCCUACAAAACGCUGUUGAUAUUUUUCUCCUUGUAACUCUCUGUGCAGUCCAUAAAUAUCCCACACUCUCUGACAUUUGAGUCUGAACAUGUGCUUACAUCUUGUGUCUUCCUCAGGCUACGACAUGUCCACGUUCAUCAGACGCUACAGCCGCUACCUGAACGAGAAGGCCUUUGCCUACAGACAGAUGUCUUUUGACUUUGGACGAGUCAAGAAAGGGUACUGUUUUUUUAUUCCUCCUGACAACAGCGCCUUGCUGUUACUUAUUUCAGCAACAUCACUGAUUCCUAUUCCUGUGCAAAUGUUUUGUUAGUCAAAGCCAGCCAUUGAACUCAGCUACCUCCAGCCAGGCGUUUUGGCCAAGUUUAUGGCUUUACUGGGUGUACAGAGAUGAAUACAGAGUGGGUUAUUUCUCAUUCUCUGAGUGGACAGCUCUGUUUGGCUGGCAGACCCAAGGUUCCUCUGACUACAUGAGCUGGCACUGAGUAAUAAAAAUGUAGACUGCAGCAGAGAGAUCAGACAUCGGUGAAUACUGUAUGUGUCGCACGCUCAGACAGGUAGUCCUCAGUUGACAGUCAGUAUGUGGAUCUUAUUUAUAUAUGAGACUCUUACUCUCUCCAUUUCUUCCUCCCUUUCAGAGCUGAUGGAGCCAUGAGGACCAUGACCGUAGAAAAGCUGUUGAAAGGAAUGCCCACCCUGCAGAGCCAGAUUGAUGCGCUGCUGGAUUUUGAUGUAAGACACGCAUGAUAAUAGGGAGCAAAGUCACUUUGCAAGGUCUUUUAUUAGUGCAAGGCUGAGCAGAGCUGUGAAAAAAGCUUCCCACAGGGUUAAACAAUGCUGGGAGCUGUGGCAGCAUCCAUGGAGACAGCCCUUGUUAAACACGUGUGACCACUCUCAGCAGGUUUUAUUAAAUAUCUACAGUGUCACACUCACAACAUGUGCAUCAUGUGUUAAUUUAAACCCUCAUAAUUGUCUCUUUGGCUUAUUUUAAAGCUCCUGUGAGGAUUUUUUUGACAUCUUUGAAAUACAGAAAAACUCAUAUUGAGGGUUUUUUAUGUUAUAUAAAAACAAACAAGACCAUCAGUGACAACAUGGACAUUUUUGAUGUUGUGUUUUUACGCCUUAAACUCAUGCGAAAUCAGCAGAAUAAGAUCUUUUGCCACUUAAGCAUGUGCAGAACAAGAUGAGCAAAGACUGCUCUGAACACAGGGGGCGCCAAAAUAGACGCAAACCAAAAGUUGCCCACAGGAGCUUUAGAUAUCAGAAGUAUAGCUUAACAAACAAUAACAGUAACUUUUUAUUUAUGUAUUAACUCAAAGAAAUGAUCGGUUCUUGAAGAAAUGAACUGGUCCCUCUUCACUUCCUACUUUAAGACUUUCAAUUGGUGCCUCACCUGUACAUCUUUGAGACCCGGUAACCACAUGCACCUCUUUGCACUCUUUUUCUAUCCACAGGUUCAUCCACAGGAGCUGAACAAUGGAGUGAUCAAUGCCUGCUUCCUUCUACUCUUCAAAGAUCUGAUCAAGUUAUACGCCUGCUACAAUGACGGCAUCAUCAACCUCCUAGGUAAAACAGAAUGAUAUAAAUGCAGUUUGUUUAAUUUUUUUCUUCUUUCCAUCAAACAUGAUAAAACACUGGACUCUUGUGGAGUAAAGACUGACUCUUCACGAUGGUCUCUGUUGUGCAGAAAAGUUUUUCCAGAUGAAGAGAAGCCAGUGUAAAGACGGACUGGAGAUCUACAAAAGGUUCCUGACACGGAUGACCAGGGUUUCAGAAUUCUUCAAAAUUGCUGAGGUUGUGUAUUUGAUCAUAAAAAGCAUCUUAAGCUUUCUCUGCUCAGUGACUGUGUGAUUUAAACAUAUAUAUUUAUUUUUUUACAGCAAGUGGGAAUAGACAAAAAUGACAUACCUGAACUCACCCAGGUACGACCACACGCCUCCUUUUCCUUUUAUCUGUGUUUUAAAUUUAUUUUUGAUAAUUUUACCGUUGAUCUGUUGAGCGUUUUACCCUGCGUACUAACAGAGCAUGUGUGUAUUGUGUUUUUUUGUAACUGUCCAGCAUGUGUGAAGCUAACACCUAUUCUUUUCUCCUGCUGAGAUCUGAAACAUAACCGCUCCUCUCUGAUAAUAACCAGACUUUCACAGACUGCCAGUCUAAUAAGGAGGUGUAUCCCACUGUAACCUUUGUGCACUUCUCCGUGCAUCCAGUGAGUUGUGUUUCCGUGGUGAUUGACAGCCCCUGUGCCCCCCCCUCUGUGUUUCACUUCCAGAGAUGCAGAUUGAUCAUUCAGGCUGAGAGUGUGAGUAGUGAGUAGUGCACAGAGCUAGCUUUGGGGAGCAAACAGCUUAGGAAAGGUCAACAUUUGAACUCCUCUGAGUGCACUGGACUUGAAGCACACUGCACAGCAGCGAGUGCACAUACAGCAUUCAGACAUCAGCGCUGUGAUGAAGCCGGGUGAUGUGACUUGAUGAGGCGAUUGGUGAAGCUGUGAUAUGCUGAGCGAUGCUGCUGACUAGGUGGCUGUUUUUCCCACUGCUGUAACUCUGAGCUAAACAUAGUUUUAGUUAAGAAGCUGUUUGAGAAGCAGCAGAUUGUUUUUUUUGAACCGUGCUCCAGAGUUCACAUAACAGAUAGAGUCACUUUCGCUUUACUGAUUCCUGAAUUCUGACCAGAAAUUGUUGAUAAAUGUUUUUCCAGAUAAGAAAACUAAAUCAUGAUGGUUUUCCCCGGAUCAGACCUGGCUUUGUGAACUCUAUUCUGUUGUUGAACAUCUGAAGCUUACGUGACUUUUCCAGACAUUGCAGUUUGGAUAACAGAUGACUGGAUGACUUGCAUGAAAAGCAUGUUUAGAUGCCGUCUGAUUUGAAUCCUCAGAAAUCUGAUGGUAUAAAACACAUCCAUAUCAGAACCAGAAUCACCAUAGAAACAAUGCAAAGAUAACACAGAUGAUUAGAUUAGAUUAGAAUAGAUACUCCUUUAUUCAUCCCUCAGUGGGGAAAUUAAAACUGUUGACAGCAGCCGUACACACAACAUACACUUUCACACAUACCUGGUACAAAAACAGAUAAAUAAAGAUUAAAAAAAACUAGUUUAAAAUAGAAAGUGCAGUGCAAGAAACAAACAGUAUAAAAGACUAGUUUAAAAAUAUAAAAAGAUCACUGCCAAAAGCACUUAUGGUAGUUGUGUGACAAAUUUUCAGAGAGAAUCAAACCAAAAGAGAGCUAUUAUACUUGUUUUCACUACCAGGUGGUUUUACACUCUAUGUAUCUGAAAGAAAUCAUGUUUUUUUUUUUCUUUUGCUGGAGUCCUAAUAACCCUCAUUUUGCCAUCCAACUGGAACACUUUGUACUGACUGCUUUUGUAGAGGCAUAAAUGUAGACAAAGACAAAUGUGUAACUGACCACACAGAACAGACAAAAAGUCUUUACAGAAAACAGCUAAAAGCUAGCUGUUAGCGUCCACCUAGCUUACAAUUUAGCCACUUUAGUAAAGGUAAGCUGUCGUUUUAUUCCAAAGUUUAGAGUCCCAGGUUUCAGCAAUAGUGAAGAUACAAACUUAGCUCAUGUUGGCCCCGGUUUAUAGAGGAGCUGUUUGCUAAUUAGACAGUAACAACAUGGCUGUUUUAUCUCAAAUUGUAAAUUCUUCCCGGUGCUUUCUAUGGCUGUCGUUUUUAGAAAAAGACAAUAGCAAUGACUGUCCUUCGACUCUCUGAGCCAGACUGAAUCAACAAAGUGUGGAGCAGAGGAAAAAGCUGAGCACUGAAGCAGACUCUCUAGCUUCUGGGUGGGCGUGCCUUUGACAGAGCUCCUAAAUUUUAGCUGUUCUAAAUCCAGGAAACACAUUUGAGGAUUACACCACCAUCCGUGUUUCGUGUUAUAUAACUUUGCUCCGAUUUAGUAUAGGCAUCCAAAACUGUGAAGUGACAUGUAUGUAUUUAGCUGAAGGUCAGCAUAACAGGCCUGCUUUAAUGAAUUCAAGUCAGUGUACAAACUUGGACUGCUGCAAGAUCAGUAUAAGUCAGAGCUAAUCACCUGUAACAUGAUACUGGACCUCCAAACAGACUCUAGCAGUGACUUUUACCCACAGAUCGUUUUUCUUUCUUGAAGCUUACAUGUUUUCCCCUACAUCACUUCCUCUCUCGAUGACUUUCUUCAGGGCACAAGAACAGAUGCAACAUCCCCGACAGAGUUAAAAAAAGGCUUAUACAAUUUUAAUUUGUCUUGAGAGUGUGUUACAUUUUCAUGAGAUGCCUGUGGAGUUGUUUUUUGAGACUAAUCUCUGCCUGCUUUUGAGAUAAAAUUCUUUUAGUUUUUGUAUAAAUACAAUUUUAAAAAGCUACUUUCUCUUUUUUUCUCAUAGCCCUGCAGCUUUUCAGUUCAUAUCCAAAUGUUCUAUUAAAAAAACAUCAAAAUCCAGGAAACAAUAUGAGAUAAAUGGAUGUUAACAUAUUGGUUCAGCUGACUCCACUGCCCCUGCUUGUGUCAAAAGAUAAAAUUGUUUCACGGGCCUCUCGUCUAGCCUUAAACAAAUCUUUCUCUCGGUUUGAAGGAUGCCAACAGUUUCCUUUUUAGCAGAUAUGCAACAGCGUGGAGCAUUGCUCUGCCAUGAAUUAGCAGGAUGACAUCAUUAAUCUUCACAGAUCAACCUGUGUUUUUUAGAGGCCGCUGUCUUUAAGAGGAGACUCUGCAUGGGUGAUAAAAGCUGAUUAAUGUGUCCUACAGAGCAAACGACAUCAAUCUCCUAAAGCUUCAAAGAGAGAGGAUAAAUCUCAGUUUUAGCUGCCAACUCCUAUACUUCAAACCUCUAAGAUGAAUAACAUCAUUAUAUUACUGCAAUAACACCCUCUUGUCUUAUAUAGAGAUGACAUUAUUAAGAUACGGUUGGUUGCUUAUUUUUCAAGAGUUGAGAGUAGAUGUGGAAACAGUCUUUAAAUGAUGGCAGUGUGGAUCGAAGUACAAACACACACCUGGAGACCUGUUGCAGUCGCGCUCACAGUGAGAUGCUUUAUUCUCCUCUGACGUGAACGUUUUACUCUGAAGCAUUUCUUUAAUAGAGUCCUUGUGUCUGUCUUUUGUCUGCUAAACUAUCGUCAUUGUUUACCACGGACUGGACAGACUUUUAAAGUGUCUGGAUGAUAAAUUGUCGGCCUAGCUCUUUUAGUGCCAAGACAAUAAAGAACAGCCUCUCGGCUUGUUGUUGAAACUUUCAGGGCUGAUAAGAAACUGGACAAACACAUCCAGGAAAUGGAUUAGGAAAUUAUAAAAGACACAGAUUAAAGUAGAUUGAACUAAAUCACUGACUAUAUUGACCUUUAUCACUGGCUGAGAAAGUGUUAAACUAGCUUGAAAAGCUCUCACAGUUCCUGUCCCUGCAUGUCAAUGAGAUGAUCUAAAUGGUUUUGCAUGUAGCUUUGCACCUUGGCUGAUUAGCACAGAGUUCUCACUUCUAACAUUAAGCCUUCACUGUUUUUUUUUCCUCCAAUUAUAUUCAUGUUUAUUAUCUUUCUUAUCACUUCUUUAAGUUCCAUUUUAUGUGUUACUGGUAGGAGACUGAAAAUGUCUGUGUUAUACUAAUAUCUCCCAAUUAAUUUAUUUAACUGAUUGAAUAGUUUUCAAAUGUUUAUUUUAUGACAUUACGACUGUUUUACUCUAUAAACUGGUGUAAAACUGAUGCACCAAUACCACAGUGGUAAAAGACACAGAGGGACUUUUAUUGUUGUGAUUUUAUCACCAAACUGGCCCCGGAGAAAGCUCAUUUUUAGUCUCAACAAUGACGCAGCAAGUUUUAGAAUCGUAAACAGUGCUGGAUGUAAUGUCUUACGAGCAGAUGAAGUAAAACUCACAAAAUCACAGAAAUUCACUGGAAAGUAGAAUGUGAUUUAAAAACAACUACAGUGACAGACUGGAGCCUGAAAUGAAUGAAUGUAGCAGGCCCCGUGGAAGACUACAUGCAGCCAAAUCGAUGUUGAUUGGAUUAUUUUGAAAAACAGCACCAGGGAGAUUAUUAUCAGAGGAUUGAUCCAGAGGGACACAUCCUGUAGUACUGUUUUAGCAGACUAGAAUGGAUUCAUUUGUAUUUGCAAACAGAGGAGCCUUGUGCCUGUAACAUCUUAUGUUGCAAGUGUAUGCUAGCAUUUCAAAGGGAGAUGUUGAAUUGUGACACCAAUAAUAGUUUGCCAGAAGUAAAAAAAAGAAACAUCUGUUAUUAAAAGCUGCAGCAGAAUCCUAGAUGUAGUCCCUCAAGCCAAAUGGGAAAUUUGAAGCAAACCAACUCUAUAAAACUCUGUGCUUUAUCACAGAGUGCAGUGAAGUGUCCUGUCAGCUUCUGUGACCAUUUCUGACCUUUCUAACGUGUGCUGACUUUAUCUUUCUGCAGGCCCCAGAGAGUCUUCUGGAGUCCCUGGAGACCCAUCUUAAUACGCUGGAGGGGAAGAAGCCGUAAGUGGUUCACUUUAUCGAGUUUUAACUUUUGAGUCAACAGAGCCAAAACUUCAGUAGUCCUGUCCUCAUACUUUUAGAGAUUCUUGCAAUAUUUACAGCUUUAUUGUCAGAUUUUUGGCUAAGAAUAGCCUGACAGUCAAACCUGCAGCUGGGUUUGUUUGGUGUUUUUUAAGUAGCCAUUCAGCUCAUUUAGUGAGGUCUGUCAUGCUGGUAAAUGUCGCCUCUCUAACAUGCCUUUCCUUUGUCCUUUCUCAACACAGAGAGGAUAAGUAAGUAGUCAUUUAGACUCUUAUCUGACCAUCAUUUGUGUUGGUACAUUCACUUUUUUUGUUACAUUAAAGGUGUGGUUGACGAUCUGAGAAGUAGUUGAAAAAAUCUGAGCCGUUGAGACAGAUUUGAAAAGUGUCCCACCCCCACACAUACAAACCUCUCCCCUCUGCGCUCCACGAUAACUCCCCCCUGCACCUGUAUUGCCCUCCCCACGACACACCCUCUCUGGCAGAGCAAGAAGCCGGCCAGCAGAUAAAGCUAACAUAGGAUCUGGCAGUAAACGCCAGCUCUGCUAGCGAGCACCAUCUGCAGCUGCCUGAACAGCAAAAAUUACCAGUUCGACAAAAACUCUGCCAUCACAGCUCCUGUAGCUAAGCUGCUACGCUACUUUUAGCUGCUCAGAGCUUCAAAGAAGGCCGGGAGAGUAGGGGGGGACGAGUCGGAACUACAGGAGAGGGGUGUGUCGAAUACAGCGAGGUGAUUGGAUGGCGAGGCGGAGCAGGAGAUUUACCAAUGGGAGCUGGAUGGAUGGCUCCCAUUGGUCAAUGUUUCUGCAGCCCAGCACCUGCAAGGGUGAACGGAUUUUCUCCAUUAUUUUUUCUCUUUCACUUUACCAAUCUCUCCAAUUGUCAACCAUGCCUUUAAAGUUUACAGUAAUGGGAUAGAACUGACAUCUGAACAAGUGGCUGACUAGUUUUGUGACAUACAUUUAUUUUGUUCAAGAUGCAGCUCUAUAAAAACACACUCAGUUCAUUAUUUCUGUAAACACUGUGUUUGCAUUUCUGACAGAAUUUCAUCUGCUGCUGACAUUGAGAGACUUUACAAUGACAACGAUCGGACUGAGCAGACAUCUUUACUAACAUAUUCAUUGAUUUAUCCUCUAUCAUGACCCCUGACUUUACCAAAGCUUGAGAUGCAUGCCGCUCAGAAACAUUCAUCUCUUUCUAUCAGUGUUGUUGAAAGGGAAAGCUUUGUCAAAGUGGGGCCAGAGCCAGGAUGUUAGUACUCAGCACUGCAGCAUGGCUGUAUUUACCUGGAUGUUUAGUAGAUAGAUUUGCCAACUCAGCUUAAAUUUCCCUUAAGGAAAUAAAAUUAAGUGAUACUUAACUUCCAACCUCUGUCUCUGCCAUUGUGCAUUAACUCUUAUAAUAAAUGUGCUUUUUUGUUUGUUUUUGCAGGUCUCCAACCAAGGUGAGUCAUCUCUUUAGAUAUUCAGAGAGUAGCAGUCCUAAUAGAAUUAUACAGCACUUCAAAAUGCCGAAAUCAAGUUCAACUGUUUUAGUUCAAUUUUACCUUAAACUUCUCACUUACAUGUAAGCUUUGAUUUACUGUGAUUUCAUGUGUUACAAAGCGGUUGAAUCACAUCAGCUUACAUAACUGCGUUGGUCACGGUGUUAACUGGAGUCCCUCUCCACAGCAGGAUGUGACAGCCAACAACAGCACGCCGGCUGCUGCUGCUGCGCCCGCAAAACCACCCCCUCCUGUUGCCGGCGGCGGGCCCCCUGCACGCCCUGGGCCUCCAGCCAAGCCUCCUCCACCCUCUGUCACCCCCACUGCACCAGCCCCUGCUGCCGCCAGCGCUGCAAGCAAGUAAGAAUCACUGAAUGAUGUAACAAAGUGUUCGACUGAUUGGCGUCGAAAACGGAGAGUAAAAACAGGAACAACCUCUCUUUCUGUUUAGCGCUCUGGAUGACGGCUUCUUGUUGGAUCUAGACCCCAUAUCCUCCUCAUCAGCAGCAGCAGGGAGCGCUCUUAAGACUUCUGGAUGGGGAGGUAAACCUUCUCUCUGUUGGCCUGACCACCCUAGUUGAUUUUACUAAGUGCUGUAUAUCUGUUUCUCUGUUAUGUAAGGGCUGAUGAUGAGGUUUUUAAUUACAACAGCUGCAAAUCAGGAAAAUCAGGGAACACAAUAUUUUUGUUUUAUUUCUUAUUUUAUGUUUUUUACAUGAAACAAGAGUUUAAAGUACAAUUAAUGAUGAGUUGAGCUUUCUAAAGAAGGUUUACUCCUGGUCACUAUUGUUGGUACUAUGUCAGUUCCUCAGAAGUUUAAGUGGUCCCCUUUUUUAUGCAGAUGAAUACACUUACAGUUUUCUUUUCCUUCACAUUUUCUGUUGUGGUUUUGGUUCAAAAAGAGACAAAGACAAAACAACUAAUGUGUUGACAUCUUUGAAAUCUGUUUUUUUUUAUAAUAUAUCUUUACCUCUGCAUGUAAAGUCAAUGCCCAGUUCCAAUAAAAACAAUAUGGUUGUUCAGAGGAGAGAUUUAAAACUCAAGAAUAAUACUGAGAACAUAUUUUUAAUCCAUUGAUAAUGUAUAAGAAGAAGCUCUAGAUCUAAUUAAAUAGUCUUUGAAAACGUUUGCAUUAAAGUUACAGUGGACAGUUUUUCUGAAGCAGGCAGUAAGUUUCGGUCCCUGCAGGAAAAUUAAAACCCUAAUUAUCAGACACAGACAUUGUAAUAAUGCCAAAACUCCCUUUUAAAGUUGUGGGGGUACUUUAAAGGAGAGAACUGUGUUGUUUUUUUCUGUGCCAGUGUCUAUUCUUUCUUAUUCCUGUCUCUCUGUCUGUCCAUUGCAGAUCUCUUGGCUGAUGGUGAGUAUUCUGUCUACAGCUCUCUGCUUCAGACCAAAUAUGAUAGAUGCCUCAAGGCGCUUCAUUUUUCACUUUCCAACUUGGCUUUCUACCUGAACUUCUUAUUGAGUAUUUGUGUAACUGUUUUCACCUCUAGCACCCUAAAAUAUUCCACCCAAAGCCUUUUAUUUUAUUUUCGUCUUUCUGACUCUUGCAUCUUCCUUCCAUCUUCUCUUUUUUCUGUAUUUCUCUGUCCUGGGGGAUGUGACUGGGUCCUGGUAUUUGGAUUAUGGGGUUUACCUGCAUAGCAGCUCCGGCUGCUGCCGAUGAAGCCUCUGAAGCUCUCCUGGCGGAGGGGGAGUCUGAUGCUGCUGAUGCCGCAGCCCCAGCUGCCCCUGCUGCCUCUGCAGCCCCUGCAGCUCCUGCUGCCCCUGCACCCGCAGCGGCCGCUACUGCUGCUGCCGCUACCACUACUGCUACAGCUACAGCUGCACCGGUGCCCACCUCACUGCCCAUCUCAACCCCCGCUGCCCCCUCAGUCACAGAUAUCGACCUUUUUGGAGGUCAGUCUGGUCCAAGGAUAGGAUUCAGAUCAGGAAACACAAUGUGGCAGUCAGCCUGCUUAUCAGGACUAGGUCAGGCAGUGAUUCAAAGUAGUAAUUCAAGAAAUCUAUUAAAAGGUUUCUGUCUUUACAGAGUUGGUGUUGGGGAAUUCAGUUUUCUUUUCUGCUUCCUUAACUUUCCUUUUGAUCAUUCCUUCUAAAUCCAUGGAAACUCAGAUUACAGGUUUGUGUAGAUUUGAAGGGGAAACAUUUACCCUGAGCUGACUGAUACAAGAAAACUCAGUAGAAUCUGGAAACACUUUGCAGAAAGAGAUUAUUAGAAGAAAUAAGUUUGAAGUUUUUUACAUUUUAAGACUCAGGUAAACAGAUGGCACUCUCAAGUUUGUAUGUCAUGAACAACCAUUGCAUCUGAGUCACACAGUUAUUCAAAGAACAGUGAACAUGGAAACUACAUACAGUUCUUUCUUCUCUUAGUAUUUUCUGUGGAAGUGGAUGACCUGUAAUACACUGGAAAGAAACAUGAUCAUACUUGUGAAUCUACAGAGUAUCGUUUAAAAAAACCUCAUAAAGAUAAAUGUCUGAUAAUCAUGACCUCCAACCAUGGUCAUUAAAUUCAAAACAUUCAGAUGCAAAGUGUUGUGACUCAAAUCCAAUGGUCUCUAUGCUGUUUUUUCCCAAAGUUUUUACAUCCUGCUUGUUGCAACCACCUGCACUGAAGUGCUGAAUGCUGACAUGACGUCAGGCGUUCACACACUCUGUUUUGCAUCGAGCACUGAGCAAAACACAUUAUCUGUGGCACAUGCCAAAAAUAUGAGAGUAAAUAGUGGAUUAUUUUUGCUUUCCCUGGGUUUACUCAGAGCUGCACUGUUGCAAAAAUGCACUAAUGAGUUUAAGCAUGAAGAUGUUUCAUCACAAAUCUUGUGCACUUCAAUAAACCCAGUGAAACAGGAUAAAUCUGCUAUCAUGACUUGUAUUUUGGGGAUUUGCUGCUUGUUGCUUCUUUUGUUUAUCACCCUGUGAUGAUUUCCCCCCGAUGGCUUACUUACAAUUUCAUAAAUGUGUCUGAAUGGUGGUUAGUUUUAUUGAGGGUUUUUUAUAUUUACCCAGGCUCUCACUAGAAGACGUUUUUAAUAUCUCCUGAAUAAGCCAUAUUGACACAGACAGCCCGCCGUAUCCUUCCCUUAACCUGACAUUUUCCCUCUUGUCACAGAGUACAGAGAAACUUGUGACAACUUGCCUCAUUUCACAGACCUGCACAGAUAGUGCACUCACUGAAUGCAGCAUUAUGCAGCCCUUCAAAACUGAUCAUGUGACUGACUGUAUAACCAGAUCAAACUGGGCUGCAUAUUUCUUGUAUUCUCUGCUUUUUCCUGAUUCUGACCUCUGAUUUCUGUUCCUGUCCAUAUCAUCUGUUUACUCAUCCUUUGUUCGUUUCAUCCAUCUGUCUGUCGGUGUGUUGUUCCCCCCGGUGUCGUGUUUUGCGUUUACGUUCCGGCUGUUUACGUCUGCAAUACCAUAGAUGCGUUUGCACCUUCCCCAGGAGACGGUCCUGCUGCCGCGGCCGCUGGUCCUGCUGCAGAUGCAUUUGGUGGAUCUGGUGGGUGACCAUACAGCUUUUUGUGAAUGAGUGUGUGUUAGCGUGGAUGAUUGUGUGUGGGGAUGUCAAAGCUGUUGUUGCUUUUAUUUUAGCGAGCUGCUUCUGCUUCCAUAGGAGACAGUAGAACAAACCUGAGCCCUAAGGGCUACUGUCUCGCCCCAAAUCCCGCUCUAAUGCCCAGUCAUGGACCCUCCCCUCCCUCAUCUCAACUACUCUUCUCCUGCUAAUAUUCACCUAGUUAAUACCAGAGUAAAAAGCACAGUGAAGUGAUUACAUAUUGAUGAUUUGGAUGCUCGAACCCUGAUACUCCCUUGUGAUUAGGAUGAUGAUACAAAUUAAAUAGCGUUGUUUCUCAAGAACAUGUAGUAGGAAGGUGACUUGACAUACUCUGUGAUGUCUAAGAUCGUGUUCACACCAAAAUGUCCUUUUUCGGAUAUGAACCAAAGCGAGGAUUUGUCGUCUACCAACCUAACCUGCUUGUGCAUGUUAGGUUGGUAGACGACAAAUCCCUCACAAUUUUUACCGUACAUCAUGGAGCAUCGUCUGCUCAUUUUUAUGUUGGUGCUGAUCUGGACUGCAUAUCAGCAGACUUUAACAGACCAUGCAAAUGCAUUAAUACACACAUGCCGCAGGAGACGCACUGCGAUUGGAUGGUCAUAUCACAAAACACGACAGGCGAUAAUGAGAGCUCACCUCGAUGUUUUUUGCGAGGCGCGCUUCCUGUGAUUGGUGCGAAUGGGGUUCACACCUGGAGUAAACCGCUUUAGAGUUUCACUUGAUGGCGGUCCGAGACCUCCCCUACCAGGCUGACCCGAGAGCAGUUGAGUGGUCCGCACCAGAGUUCGAGGCCAGCGUUCACACCAAUCAAAACAAAACGCACCAAGGAGGUAAACGCUCCAGAGUUCAGUUCAACUGGACUAAAGAAGGCUGGUGUGAAUGUGACCCAAGAUAAAUAAAGAGCUCAGCUUUUGGCUACUUCUACUUUAACAUACUAACCUCAGCAUUAAACAUAACAAACAACUCAACUAACAUGCAUUAACUCUACUCUACACCUACGCUUAACUUUCCUCCUGUCUUCUUUUCUCCGUCGAAAAUAGCAGGUUAAAAAUAAAAACUUAAUUUUUGUCAGUUUGCUCUUUUUUUAUCGAUACUAUCACUCAAUGAAGUAGAAACUGAGAAAUGACUAAACAUGGUUUUAAGUGGCGAGUAGCUUAUGCUUUGCUGGCACUGAUACUUAAAGUUGUUGCCUCAGGACUGGAUCUUACAGAGACAGACAAGACUUGCUCCCUUCUAGUCUGCAGUUUGUUUUUAGUUUCUUAUUUUAUUCUUUGCUUGCAGCCUUGUGCCACUAAACCUCAGAUAUUAACAUUUUUCAGGGUCAUUAAAAUGUUUGCAGUGAGUGAAUAGGGUCAAAUAAGAUCAUUAAGCCAGAUUAGACCAUUAGAUGAGUAAAGUAAGGUUUGUGGGAGCAGAGCUCACCGUUAUGAGUGACCGACCGUGUGCUUGUUUUUCUGUCUUUGUCUCCACGUCUGUCUUAAAGCCUCAGAAGUGUUAGUGUUAAAAAUGCUUUUUACAGUGUUUGUUGCUUUAACAAACCCUCAACCCCCCCUUCACUUUGUUCCUUUCCCUUCUUUCUAACAUAAACCCCUCUAACCUGUCUAACCCUUCAACACCACUGCCCUUCUGCUCUUCCUGAAGACCCCUUUGCCACGACGGAGGGGAGUGCAGACAUUGCUCCUGAGCUGGACCUGUUCGCUAUGAAGCCCACCGACACAGGGGCCACUGCCGUCACCCCUCCCUCCUCUAGUGAGGCGCCGACCAUCAUCGCCCCCAUCGCUCCCCCCGCUGCCCCAACCCCUUCCUCCACUACCGAAACCGCCACUGCCACCGCUACCACCACCACAACCACCACCGACACCACCACCACAGAGUCUGCAGCCACCCCGACUCUAGAUCUCUUUGGUGGUAAAGUCCUCGCGCUCUCAUCAUGCUUCUCACUGCAUUGCCCUGCAUUAUGAUGACGAUGAUGAUGAUGAUGAUGAUGUUCUGGGUUUUGAAAAUGAUGACUGCAUUGCUCUUGUAAUAGAUGGCAACAAUAGAGUCGAUGAUAGUAACAUGCUUGCGUCCUACAUUUUACCUUUUUUCUUUUUGCUGUUUCUCAUGAUUCCUUCCCCUCUUAUACCGACCAUUUAAUCAAGUUAAUCAAGCAUCUUGACCCCUCUGCAAAACUGAAACACUUAAAAUACAGUGAUGCUAAUCAUGUACGCAAUAUCCAGUGUUGUAGUCAAGUACCCCAACCUCAAGUCCCAGUCGAGUCUGGAGGAUUUAAUCUAAAGAUUAGUCUCAAAUCUGAGUCCAGUCCCUGUUAGUUUUAGGCUGUACCAACCCCUCGUUGUUAUAAGGUGAAGCAAUGUGUCACUGUAUAGAUGAAGACUGACUCCUGGGACCUUUUGUAUGUGUAUAAAACACAUGUAAUUUGUUGACCGCUUAUUCCGAUUUAUCCUGUUGGCAGCACACUUGGAGAUCUAGAUUAUCUGUGAUUUUUACAGCGCCAUGUGUGUUGUGCAAAAAAAAAAAGUGUGUUGCAGCUUAGAAAUACCUGCAACUCUCCUGCUAACAGUAAGAACUAAGUCCUGAACUUAAUAGUUAAGUCAAGUUAGUUGCUUACAAUCAAUGCUAUUAGCUCGCUAGCAGUACGAAGUAUGCUAACUUUAGCAUCUUACCCCUGUUGCAUCCUUGGCAGAUGGGUGUUGAAAUAGUUUGUCCUGGUAUUCCCUUCAGUUGUUCUUGAAAAGCACAGUCUGUGUUAACUGUUUAAGCAUCCUGAAAGGAACUGUGUACAGGUGAAGACGUUUGCCAGCCCUUCCUCAAAACUGAAUACUAUUUAGGGUAUUGAGUCUAAGUCCAUAUAAAUCUGCACUAGAGUUUAAGUUGAAGGUGGGGUAAGCAGUUUCUGAGGAAGCGCCAUUUUUGGGGAGAAAUCUUGAAUGUAAACACUACCCCUCCCAACCAGUUCUCCCCUCAGCUCCUCCUCUCCAAGCCCCGCCCACAAACAGAUGCUCCUGCUCGCUCGUAUCGUUCCAAAAAAUUGAAUUUUUCUUGAGCAGGAGUCCUGAAACACUGUAGUACUACAACACUGGCUAUUUCCAUAUAUGAUUAUUGUCCCUGCAGGAAGGCCGUGAAGAUUCAUUUGUUCUAUUAUAGAGGUGGUUCAACUUGCUUUCAUUAUUAAUCUUAUACUAAUAACCUGCUUAAAUUUAGAGGGAAGAAAAUUGUUUUCUUCUUCUGCUUGUGAUCAAUAUUUUAGAGACUGUAAGCUGGGAAUGCCAUAGUUUAGUUUACGCACUAAAGUUAAAAGGAUUUAUUGCCCAGAGUUAGACUUACGAAAUGAUUGGAGCUUAUUUUGAGAGCUCCAACAUGAUGAAGAAGUCCAGAUGAUAAAUAAGUGAAUGUCAAGUCCUGGACUCAGUUUACAGGUGAUGCUUCAGGAAAAAAAACAGACCUUUUAACUCGUUCACUAAAAGCACAGCAUCCUUGAAAAUGUACAGACUGUAAAGUCAUUACUGUUCAUGUCAUCAAAUUUAACUCAAGGACGCAAGAAAAUCUUGACACCUAAAUUUGGCAAUACAUCCUUUUAACAUCUGCACCGUUUCCUUCUGCAUCGCACUGAGUAGAUACAUUAGAGCUUAGCUGUUUGAGAUCGAAGUUUCUGCUUUCUCUGCUCUCUCUCUCUUACAUCUCUCUUCUUAACUCAUUACUCUUUGCUCACUGGAUUGAAAUCUGAAUGUUCAUAUGGUUGUGUGUCCUUGUUUGUAGAUAUGCUUGAUACUAAGCCUGAGCAAAGCCCUACCACAGAAUCCAAAGCUGCUACCACUCCUAGCGUAGACCUUUUUGGUUCAGGUACAGGAGUUGAAAUCCAUUUCUCUGUGUGUGGAACCUCUUCAUACCUUCUGGUUACCAUACGUCCACUCCUCUUGUCAACUGUUCUUUUUCCCCCACACGUCUUGGUUUGUGCCCCAUAGUGCUUUGAAAUCUGUGCAUGAAUCCCACUUGUAGAGUCUUGGAUUGUCCUUGUGGCUGCUUUCUUUCUAUCUAGGCUGUGUCUUUCUACCUGCCUUGCUAAUACUUUUCUUUGCUCCCCAACCUCCACGGUUUCUUCUUUCUUGUAUUCUGCCUCUCGCUUGCAUUGGUAAAUUAGACCUUCCUGCUGUUUCUCGCGGGCCCUCUCCUUUGCCCGAGCUGGCUCCAGCUGGAGACAUUGUGACUGGUGAGUAGAGCUGCUUUUUCUUUUGCUGCAUCACCAUCUCCCCUUCCUCUAUUUAUGAAGAGUGCAGCCAUCCUCAACUUAUGGAAAGCUUUGAUUGAUGCUGGUGCAUGCACACCGGCCCUUUACAUUCAAAUGGUGCACACCAAGGAUGAGGAUACUGAGUCAAGAUGCAGGAUGCUUGCUUCCUUCCCUUUCUUCCUCUUUGCAUGUCUGCCAGCUCUUUAGAAAAGUGUAACAUUAGUGCAUAAAAAAACCCUCUCUCCCUGAAUAUAAAGCCAUCACUGAUAAUACCGCGGCCAUUUAGAGUAAUUACAUUCUUUUCAUGCCUCUGUCUCUCUCUGUUCAGACUCAUUUACAUCUCCAGCUCCUGCGGCUCCUGCUGCUCCUGCUCCAGCCGUUGCUCCUGCUGCAGCUCCUGUCCCAGAAGCCUCCUCUCCUCCCAAAGCAGAGCCAGCACCUGUCAUCGACCUGCUGGGUACUGAACAGACACACCUUUGAAGGGCACAGUUUCCUGACAAUAUAAACUGCUGUGAUUGAUGUAAAACUAAAAUGUACUUUCUCUUCUUGGUGUUUUUUUUAUCUUCAACUGUUGUUGCAGUAAGUUUAUCGAUGGAUGUUUGAGCUCUUAGUUGUUUUGUUGUAGAUUCAGAGAUAGAUUAGGUGUUUGUUCAAGUAGCUUCAGCUGUGUCUGGAUUAGACUGUAGACAGUUCAUUAAGCUAGAACAAUAGUUCACAGUCCUCCCCAGAUUUUUUAAUGUAGCUUGUCUAGACAAAUCCUUAAACCAUCCUGAGGCUCGUAUUUUUGGUAUUAUAGUUCGAUAUCUCAACAGCCGUUAGCUGAGCGGAAUAAACCAUGCUAAUGAAACUCUGUAUACACAAAAAAACUAGUCAUUCAGUCUUCAUCAGAGGGGCCUCAGUGUUACCGAGGGAAAACACAGAAAAUGAAUAGACAUCUGUUUCAGUGAAAUUCAUUUCUGGGAAAGAUUGAUGUUUUUUUUUGGCACAUUAAGGAUAAUGAUCCAAUACAAAAUUUACAUUUUCGUUAUUUCCUUUGCAAAUCAAUCACCGCCUGCAAUGCAGAGAUAAUUUAGUUUUAAUUAUUAGCUUUAAAUCAUAAUGCCUUCAAAAGAUCAAAUUCAGCUGAUUCAUGCAAAGACAGCCCACUGAGUAUUAUGUGGCCUAAAAGAGGUCUAAUAGACGUCUAAAUGUAGCCUAGACGACUGGUCUAGAAUCAGGCUACCACAGGUCAAAAAAUGAAAGUUUUUCUAAAUUUAGACCAAGUUUAGACUGAAUCUAAAUCUGGGCUAUAUCUAUACUACACUUCAUAUUGCUCAACGGCUAUCAUCAAUAUUAUUUUGGUUAAGUACUUGGAGAUCAGUUAUGCAACUCACAGUUGCUAUUUGAAAUAAAUAGUUAUCGAAUAAUGGGUUAAAGUGAAACGUCUAAAUUCUGUCUAAAAAUGUACAGAAUCUAGACGGUUGAAAUUAAGUCUAAGAAAAAAAAACACUAGACUUCUAAUAGCCGUUUAUCGCUCAGUAGGAGCAUUUACCCCGCGUCUCUUGUUUUUCUCAAAUAUCCCCAAUAUGACAUUAACACUCGCUUUGGCGUUUUGCUUUGUUCAGAGCUAAUGACAUUAUGCUAGCAAAACAACAGUCAUCAUGUUUAGCAUGAUUACUGUGCUAGCAAAGUAAUCUGUGGUAUUUUAUUAUGAUAGUAUCACCAUUCAGUCUGAAUCAGUGCCAUGCUUUGGCACAGUUUUGGUCAUUGAUAGAUUUGGCCCAUGAAUCUUUGGUAAGAAAACCUGAACAUUUCCAUCACAAUCAGGAAUCGUUCUCUUUCCCCCUUCAAUGUUUUUUAAUACUCAUUUAUUUUAUACCUUUCUUUGUGAAGAUAAUUUUGUCUCCUACCCCCGCCAUGUCCUAGUGUGUGGUCCAGGGCUGACCUCUUACCCCUUUCUGCCCUCCAUGCUGCUUUGUGGAUAACUGGAUGACCCUGCAGACACUUUCAGCAGUCCUACUGAGGAGACCCAGAGUUCUGCUCCUGGAGGGCCUGGAGACGACCUGCUGGGAGGUGAGACUCCUCUGACUGCGGUUACUCUGAAGUAUUUCUAUGUUAAUCAGAGUGGAAUAAAAAGUCUGGAGAUAGCAGUAAUCUAGCAGAGAGAUUUUAUGUUGGCUGGAGGCAGACAGAAGUGUUUAAUGCUGAUUAAGAAAUUAUGCAUUCAGUAAAGAUGUGUGCAUCACUCAAAGUAAUAAUGACACUGACUUGGCAGGAUUGUUCACACUGCGUUAGACUGCAGAGGCAAAAUGGCCUCGGACUCAUUUAAAGAUCUCUAGAAAACGACCAGCGGGUAUGGCAUUGUGGUGAUGUCAUGUCCACAUCUUUAGCCCUGUUUUUGUACAUCCAGGAAGAUUUGUAUCAUAUAGGACACAGGUGUCAAACUCAAGGCCCGGGGGCCAAAUCUGGCCUGUGGAACAAUUAUAUCUGGCCCACAAGAUCAUCUCAUAUUUGUAUUAUUAUUGGCCCACCAGUAUGAAGUUUGCAGAUUUCCUCCAGUGUAAUAAUGUAAACUUGAGCACAAUUAUUUAAAAUGUCCUUAAUUAACCACGAAAAUCUGGGAAAUUAAAGAGUAAGAAUGAUUUGAUAAAUAGUCAAGAAUGUGGGGGGAAAUAUUCAGUGUUUUAUUUCAUGUUUCUAGUUUUGCAUUUCAAGAUUACAAGUCAAACAUGAUUGGAUUUUUAAUUUCAUGCUUUGAUUUUGUUCAACUCAGUAUUUAGUCUUGUGUCAUUUUUAUGCUUUAGAUUACAAUUUUAGAUUUUAAGUCAUAUUUUGACCUUUUAAACCUGAUUUUAAUGUUCUCUUCAUAUAUUUGCUCUUUAAAGCAUUAUUUUUCUAUUUUUAAUAUCAUGCUCUGAUCUUUUAAACUAAUAAAUAAAAAUAGUUAGAAAAUUGAAAUAAAAUCAAUUUUUCUAUCUCAGAUUGCCUUUAAACUUAUCUUUUUUAUCUUCCUUGAAUUUCCAAAUGAUGUAUAAUAAUUGCUGUUUUUGUUACAUAUUUUUUGGUGAAAUGUUGACCCUGUUUGGCCCUCAGGUUAGACCUAAAUCCAGAUUAUGGCCCUUGCUGUGGUUGAGUUUGACAUCCCUGAUAUAGGACAUUAACAUGUUUGGUCAUUAAUACAGAUAACAGAAAUCAAAUAUCAGGCAUUGUUUGCACCCAGCCUUAAGUUAUGAUGAGCCGCCAUAGAGCUCCUGCACUUGGACAUAAAACUGAAGGUCUGUGCGCUGCACACUUCCUCGUUUUACCAUAGUGGUAGAAAUAUUUACAUCCUUAUUAAAGCUCUGGUCCAGAGUCUGUUUUUUCCACAUCGAUUACUUUAAAUUGAUUUAAUUACAUGUUGACUCAUGCCUUCUGUAUGUCAGUAAUCACGUUUUAUUUGAACAUCAAAUUUUAAUGAGGUGAGACGACAAAAAUAAAAGGAGCUUUAUAUGAAGUCACAGCAGCAAACCUGUCCUGGUGUCCCCCACAGGCCUGAUGUCCCCCACCUUGGCUCCCACAGCUGCACCCUCUCUGGCUCCUGCCUUGGCUCCAGCUCCCGUGCAGAACGACCUGCUCGAGUCGGGUUUUGAUGCUCUGGGCUCACUUCCCUCUCCGACUCCCCCUGUACCAGUAGCUGCACCAGAACCUGCGACCACCACACCAGCACCCUCUGGUGGCUUUGAUGCUUCAAGUGAGCGGAUCAUGAUUUCUUUUCUAAUUGUUGUUUCAGUGAAGUUCUCUGUCUCAUAGUCAUGCCAUGUGAAUGUGAAUAUCAGAGGAUUUUAAAACCUUACUUUAUAAUGCACAGGUCUCUUGCUUGAUGCAUAUUUAUCCGAUCUGGUUUACUGAUGAGCUCUUGUUGUAACCAUGACCUUGUUUUCUUGUCCUGCUGAGAACUCAGAAACCGCAUGAACGACACACUGACAUGUGCUGCUGUCACUGUCCUGUUUGUUUCUGCUGACUGCUAACUCUAGCACUGCUGCCUCUCUUGCAAUAAUUUUUCUUCUAUUUUUCAAUCUCCUCUCUUUUCAAAUGUCACACUUUCUGCUGUGCUUUCUUCACCUCCCCCUCACUGCACCUGUGUCUUUAAUUUCUCUUUCUAUCUAUAUAUAUCCCUCUGGCUUAAAUUUCCUUUUCUAUGCUACACACUUUUUCUCUUCUUCUCUCUUCUUAUUGUUACCUUUCACCCCUUCCACUCUGCUGGGUCAUUGCUUGCUUCUUCUAAUCUGUCAUUGGUGAGUUUAACCACUCAGUGAAUUGCAGCAUGUGCAGUUUGAAUAAAUUUCCUUUUCAGCAUCUUUGCAUGUUGCGGUUGACCCCUGGAUGCCUCCUGCACGAGAUACAAAAUAAACUGUAUGAUUUUUCUUUCAAUUUUAUACAAUGCAUUUGAGUUUGCCCUUGCUCUUACAGAGCAGAGGCUCCUAAGUAACCACAUAUCGUCACGGCGUAUAUCUGCUCCAGAACUGACAGGUUCUCAUUCCAACCCAAAGGUGCUGCACCAGCUCCUUAAAAGCUCUGAUAAAGGAUCUGAAAUAACAGUGUGGAGAAAUGUUUCAAAGGUGGAACAUUUUUCAAAAGGCUCGAUGUGAAUAAUCUACCAACUUCUGUUGACAACAUAUAUUUUCCUCAGGGCAGUGAUUUUGUACUCAGGGUACUUGUACUAAAAUCGAACCAAAGGUAAAGUGUGUUUGCUCGCACUCUAUUUUGCAGGUGUUGAUGCUUCAUGAAAAUACUGUAAAGCUGAAAAAUUAAGCUGCAUUUAGCGAAACGGAUGAAGUAGAAGUGGAAUCCAUUAUUUAUACAAAUGUUUAGGUGAGGGUAUAAUCACCUGAACAUGAAAAUUGUUUGGUUUUGGUGAGCUCAGUAUGAGCACACUGUGAAGGCGCCAUCAUGCACUUUCUACAGUUGCACAUACAAACAGACAAACGAGUAACAAACACGGUUUUGUAUAUAGAUAGAUAGAUAGAUAGAUAGAUAGAUAGAUAGAUAGAUAGAUAGAUAGAUAGAUAGAUAGAUAGAUAGAUAGAUAGAUAGAUAGAUAGAUAGAUAGAUAGAUAGAUAGAUAGAUAGAUAGAUAGAGGGUCAUUUGUAAAUGAAGCUCAUGUAACAAUGUAUAACUUGUUCAUUUUUAAAGACAAGUGGUUUUGAUGAAGGGGUAUUCAGGCACUACCUCAGUAAAUCAAGUGUUGGAAUGAAAACCUGUUAACACUUUGGCUCUGAUGACAGCUGGUUCAAAAACCAGGGCAGCAACCAAAACCAGCCAGUGUGAUUUCUUGAGAUGUGUUACAAACUGGUUGACCAUCUGGCCAAGUGUUAAUAGCUGCGGUAUUAAUGAUCCUGAUCCUUUGAAUGCUCACACACUCUUACAGUAAAGCCCUACAUGGUGCAUGCACUGCACAGCUGACCGCUGAGGCUGACACAGCUGGAGCGUCCCCUUCACUGUAAAGUCCUGUCAUUCCUCUGUUCCGGUUAAAGCCAGAUUCUGGAUUUGUUGGGUUUUAAUCCGUGUUGUUUCUCUGGUGUCCCACUACUCCCACUCUCACCAAAAGUGUUUGGUGGAUUAGGCGAUCUGCUGAUGCCUGCUGUGACGCCCCAAAGCACCGGGGGGAGCACCGCCGGGAGCACAGCCGGAAGCACAGCAGGAAGCAUGGGAACUCCUGUCGCAGCGGGAGGCAUCGCAGCCGCUCCCCCUGCCACGCCACCUCCUACGAAAACCAUCGCAGGAGACCUCGAUUCUUCUCUGGCCAACCUGAUAGGAGGUAAGAUCCAGCUUCUCUUGUCCAGGGCUCAGUUGUUUCUGUUUUUAAUCAAAAGUUUAUCUGUGGAUUUAACUUGUUUUAAUCUUUGUUUUUUAAUUCAGACCUCGGAGUAAAGAAAAAGUAAGUGUGUGCAUUUUAAAAAAUUACAAUUUUUUUUUUUUUUGUGCUAAAUGCAGCUUUAUGGCUUUUAGUGUCUGGGUUGCAAAAUUAAAGUCAAUAUAAAUAAAAUAAAUAGUCAAAAAAGUUUGAGUAACCCUCAUAUUUUAUUCGUUUGACCCAAACAACUAGGAAAAAAACACAAAAAAUGCUCAUGAAUGAUAUCUUACAUUCUCUUUAGGGACCCAAUGGGUGAGAAGAAGCUGACAGGAGGUGCUAACUGGAUGCCACAGGUAGCACCCACGAGCUGGGGAACACCAGGAGCACCCAUGGUAAGACUAGUAUGGACAGCUCACUAAUUUGAGUUGACACAACAUGAAAAAGCCGGAUGAUCGCAAUAACAGUUCAGAACUCAUCAACACCCACUGACAGAAGAUGCAGCUAGAUGCUUGUAUUACAAACAUUUCACAAACUACUCUUCCUGUCUUUAAUGUUGCAAACAAUAGGAAAGAAUUGUUUUUCUUUAAGCUGUAGCUCUGCUUUUGCUCAUCCAUACGCUUCUUCCUUUGUGUUCAGGCUGGAGCUGCCCCUGGAGCCCCUGGGGCACCAGUAGCUGCUGCACCUGGUGCAGCCAUGGUGCCACCAAUGAGUGCGCAGCCUGGCUUCGGCAUGGUGAGCUCAUCUUUCCUGCAAGAUGUUACCAACUUUUCUGCUACUCAAAAACUGCAUUUUCAGUAAUGACUGUUUCAGAGGCAUCAAGUAAUUUGUCAGUGUGCAUUUAGAAACUCAUAUCCACUGUAUGAAUCUCUCUAAACAGCCGCCGGCAGGGCCUGGAGCUCCCAUGAUGCAGCCAAUGAUGGGACAGCCCAUGAUGGGACAGCCCAUGAUGAGACCUCCCUUCACUGGGGUGGUUGGAGCUGCACCCGGAGCUGCUGCACCAGGAGCACCGGUAACUGCUCCUGAUGCUCUGAUCAGCUGAUGAUUUUUGUUAAAAGAUCCAUGAAUUCCUGAAAAUUAUUAGUGUAAGUAUUUUAACUGAGCAUAAAAACAUUUUUUUAUUUUUUUUGUAGCUCUCUCCAGGACCUGCAAGCCAAAGUCCAAAGAAACCCAAGGACCCUUUGGCAGAACUCGACCUCAAGGACUUCUUAUAA